Molecule: messenger RNA, 45085 nt
Organism: Pelobates cultripes (western spadefoot toad)
Lineage: Eukaryota; Metazoa; Chordata; Amphibia; Anura; Pelobatidae
Source: the annotation of a GenBank genome assembly
AAUUAGGCCUUAAAUUAAGUAUAUGAAUUUAUACGCUCAAACACACACAAACUAAUAUAUACUUUUUUCCAGAAAGUGAACAUGGGCAAUGAAAGGAAUCUGAUGGCUGACAAGAUAAUAAAUCUAACUUUGGAGAUCAUCUAUCUUCUAACUGGAGAGGUGAGAUGUCGGUAUAAUAUCUGUGUGAUCACAAGAAGUAUGCAAAGCAAGCAGAACACAAAUAGCAAAUAAAGUGGGAAAAAAUGUAUAAAUACAUACUCUGACUUAUGCUUGUUCGGAUUCACAUGCGUUAUGUGUUUGGAGACCAUAGAAAUGAUGUCACAAAAACUAAACUAAUACACCACAAACAUUACUAUUAAAUACACUCACAGCAUCCUAUGCAGGAAGCAAAGAAACUCAUGUUAAGUCUGCAACUCCCAGAGGUUAACAGUCCUAAAAUGCCUUAGUCACAACUCCCAGGGGCUCUCGGAAUCCUCAUGCACCAAACAUUGGUAAGUUCUCCACUCAGUGCUCUGUGCAUUUUGCCUGCUGGCUGUACAGACUUCCUUGAAUGCGACUUUUAACUUGUCGUCAUCUCAAUCAGUUUAAAUUCUUAAAGAAUACUAUCUCACUACAGCCGCACACACUCGCUGGAGGUGUCCCAAGAAGUGCCAUCAUUAUGUCCAGACAUUAGAACGAACCCUGUUCCGGACACGUGCAACCGGAGAACAGCGCCAUACAACAGACUUUAUAUCCACAAUAACUUGUUAACAGAGCAGAAUUUCUCAAAGCCCAUCCCCACUGAAAUAAGAUAUGUGAAUAGAAAACUCUUAAUCCCGCCACAUUUCCACAAACACAACUUAUCAUCACACAUUAACAUGAAAACAUACUGCAAAAAUCACAAUCACAUAUUUGUCUUAAUAUCUACUAAUGAUAGUCCAAUAAUUAUCAACUUCAACUAAACAUAAAUAUAUACAUAUCUCUUUGAAAAACACUAUACAUGUAUAUUAGAAUGGGCUGGGCUAAAAUCCUUAAAAAGACCACUUUAGUAGAUUGAGCAUCUAAAUCAGGGGUACUCAACCUGGUCCCUACCGCCCACUAGUGGACAGUUUGGGAUUUGUGGUGGGUUCUGAAGAAAACCCCAAGUGGGCUUUGAUGGCUGUAGACCAAGGCCAGCAGGGGAGAUCCUUUAAUUUCCCCUGCUGGCCCAUGCAGAGCCAGCCUUGCUGUAAUCCCUCUGGGGCUCGUGAGGAGAUCUCUCACACAUGCCUUGCACCUGUCACACAUGCCCUGCCCCCCUCAAACACGCAGUGCAGCAGCCCUCACACACGCGCAGCAGCCCUUCACACGUAGCAGCCUUCUCACACAUACACAGCACCUCACAGACACACAUAGAAAAAAGAAAAAAUAGAUACAUUUAAGUACAUAUUUAACCCCUUAAGGACACCCAGUCAUGUGUCCUUAAGGGGUUAAAAAAAAAAAAAAAAAAAACUCCAUAAAAAAAAUCCUUUCAAAAAAUAAAAUUACAAAAAAAUUGCACUUGUGCUGCAAAUUUAGUUACUGUGGCACUGGUGGACGGUAAGGAAAUUUUAACAUCCGCAAAGAUUGAAAAGUGGGCAGUAAGUAUUAAAAGGUUGAAUACCCCUGGCCUAGAUGAAUAUGGAAAGAUAAUACAUUUAAAAAGCAAGAGUAUCCAGUUCUGUAUUUAAACCAUGAAGAGUUACAUGAAAGCUGAAAAGAGACUUGCAUCCAUCAAGUUCAGCUUUCCUCACAUUUGUUUUUUGCUGUUGAUCCAAAAGAAGGCAAAAAACCCAGUUUGAAGCACAAUUUUGCAACAAGCUAGGAAAAAAAAAUCCUUCUUGACCCCAGAAUGGCAGUCACAUUAAUCCUUGGAUCAAGCAGUUAUUACCCUACAUUGAAAGAUUAUAUCCUUGAAUAUUCUGUUUUUGCAAGUAUGCAUCUAGUAGCUUUUUGAACAUCUGUAUGGACCCUGAUAAAACCACUUCUUCAGGCAGAGAAUUCCACAUCCUUAAUGUUCUUACAGUAAAAUAAACCUUUCCUUUGCCUUAGAUGAAAUCUUCUUUCUUCCAGUCUAAAUGCAUGACCUCGUGUCCUAUGUAAAGUCCGGUUUGUGAAUAGAUUUCCACACAAUGGUUUGUAUUGGCCCCGAAUAUAUUUGUAUAAUGUUAUCAUAUCCCCUCUCAGGCAACGUUUUUCUAAACUAAAUAGGUUUAAAUGUGUUAACCUUUCUUCAUAGCUGAUAUGUUCCAUUCCUUUUAUUAAUUUUGUAGCCCGCCUCUGCACUUUUUCUAGUGCCAUAACAUCCUUCUUUAGAACAUGUGCCCAAAAUUGCACAGCAUAUUCAAUAUGUGGUCUUACCAGUGAUUUAUAAAGAGGCAAAAUGAUAUUCUCAUCCCGAGAAUGAAUGUCCUUUUUCAUACAUGACAAUACCUUACUGGCCUUGGCCACUGCUGAUUGACAUUGCACAUUGUUGCAUAGUUUGUUGUCUAGAACAAUUCCCAAGUCCUUUUCGUGUGUUGUUAUCCCUAAUUCGCUUCCAUUACGGGUAUAGGUUGCUUGUGUAUUUUUUAAAUUGGAAUAAGGGGGGGGACCUAACGUCCUCCCCCCUGGCCCCCACCCCUGAGAUGUGGGUGGGGGCCCUAAAUACUAAUAAGGGGGGGUGAAUCUAAUGUCCUCCCCCCUAGCCCCCACCCCUGAGCUAGGGGGGAGGACAUUAGGUGGGGGCCCUAAAUACUAAUAAGGGGCGGGGCCUAACAUCCUCCCCCCUGGCUCUCACCCCUGAGCGGCGGGUGGGGGCCCUAAAUACCAAUGGGGGGGGCCUAUUGUAAUUCCCCCCGGCCCCCUCCCCUGAGCGGCGGGUGGGGGCCCUAAUUGGAAUAGGGGGGCGAACCUAAUGUCAUCCGCCGUUCAGGGGUGGGGGCCCUAAAUACCAAUGGGGGGGAGACCUACUGUCCUCACCCCCGGCCCCCACCCCUGAGCGGCGGGUGGGUGCCCUAAAAAAAAAUGUGUCGAACACUUAGACCCAUACACUCGUUCACCCUGGUCUCGCCAAACCGACCCCCAGGCCACGCAAGACACCCGCCUAACUUGUAACUGGCUAGGUUGAUAAGCCCAGUUUAGCCCCAUUCCCCCACAACCUCGUGACAGCAACCCGGAGCGCCGACUGGUCCGGGAAGGCCGGGCCCACUCGCACCCACCCUUCGCCCCCGCCCUCCCCCUCCCUAUAUCCCGUACCCUCCCGCCCACAGAACCUCCUAUACGCGACCCAACUGGGCAGCAGCCCAAUUGGUACCGAGCUAGCCGCACACAGAGGCGGAGCCCCCACCCCGCUCAGUACAAACACGACUAACAUCACCGCAACAUGGCACCACAGACCCUCCAACUACAACUCACCUCUCUCAACACGAAAGGCCUUAAUUCACCGGGCAAACGCCACAGCAUCUUACGCUGGGCAAACCGCACGGGAGCGGAUAUAAUCCUGCUCCAGGAAACUCAUUUUACAGAUCAGAAAGACUUCCCUCUGACCAACCAAAACUUUAAACGUUAUUAUCUGGCCAACUCACCGGAUCCGAAGACGAAAGGAGUAGCAAUCUUACUCCGCAACUCAUGCCCCCUAGAGGAGUUAUCAAUUCAAAAGGAUCCUGCUGGUCAAUUCCUCUUCUUGACAGGACACGUGGGCAUGACAACACUCUCAAUUUGCUCGCUAUACGCCCCAUCAAUCCCAGACACCACCUUCUGGGAGAAUUUUAGAGCCCACCUCGCAGGCCUCACCGCCAAACACAUAAUCAUAGGGGGAGACUGUAAUGCAACACAAUCCACUGUCGCUGACCGGAGAGCACGCGACGGAAGCAGACCGGCUGCAACGCGUAACGACAAGCUAUUCACCGCAUUCCUAAAAGACACACCAUUCAUAGACGUAUGGAGGGCACAGCACCCGUCCGCCAGAGAUUUUACCUUUUACUCCCAUACACACUGCUCAUACUCCAGAAUCGACCGAUUCCUCAUCUCACACACGGUCCAGCCCUGGACCACCCUCACAAAGAUUGGCAAUAUAGCAUGGUCUGAUCACGCAGAGAUCACCAUGACCAUUCAAAUACCCAAUCUAUUACGACCAUGGCGAUGGCGCCUAAACCCAUGGAUACUGAGGGACAAAGGCACAAUCCGAACACUGACGGAGGACAUCCGCAAUUGUUUUGAUACUAACACCACCGAAGAUAUCGCCCCAGCAAUGGUCUGGGCCGCCCAUAAAGCGACCAUCAGAGGCAACUUAAUAGCCAUAGCCACAGACCUCAAAAAACGCCGCCUACAAAGCCUAACAGGAGCACUAGCGGAACUGACCAGGCUGGAGGCAAUCCACAAGCAAACGCAGACGACGGACCUUCUGGCCCAAUUAACAGCCACGAGAGACCUGAUAAAAUCUCUCUCAGCGGCAGACGUGGCGAGGAACCUCAUGUGGACAAAACAGAGGUUCUCUGAGAAAGGAAAUAAAGUGGACUGGCUACUAGCACAUUGUCUCAGGAAGCAGCAGGAAGCCAAGAAAAUAUCCAAAAUCCGCACAAGAACCAGUGAAAUCACCAAGCAGCCAGAACAAAUCGCGCAAGAAUUUCUGCGCUACUAUACUGAAUUGUACAAUCACGCUACACCGUUGCCUCUGGAGUCCACGAAGCCGCAGACGCUAGUUCAGACCUUCCUAGAACACCUUAACCUCCCCUCCCUCCCCUCUAAAGCCAAAGACACUCUAGCGGCACCCAUGGAAGCAGAGGAGCUGGCACUGGUCUUCAAAACACUAAAACCACUGAAAAGCCCCGGACCAGACGGCUUCACAGCACUCUACUAUAAAACCUUCCAGGCACACCUCAUCCCACAGCUCUGCAAAAUCUUCAAUUCACUGCUCCAAGGUCAUCCACUUCCUCCAGAAAUGCUCAUGGCCGACAUAUGCCUCCUGCCGAAACCAGGAAAGGAACACUUAGACCCAGGCCACUACAGACCGAUCUCUCUACUAAAUACGGAUCUGAAAAUAAUUACUAAAGCACUGGCCAACCGCCUAAACCCAUUCCUCCAUAACCUAAUACACCCGGAUCAAGUGGGCUUAAUUCCACACCGGCAAGCAGCAGAUAAUAUCAGACGAGCCUUCGACACGAUAUGGUACGCCCAAAAUCGACGCAUUCCCUCCGUAGUUCUGUCACUGGACGCAGAGAAGGCGUUCGAUCAUCUUCUAUGGCCCUACCUAUACAAAGUGCUCGAGCACCUGGGGUUCCCUCCCGAGUUCCUUCGCAUCCUGGCUGCAAUCUUCACCAGGCCCACCGGGCGGCUUCUCUUGCCCAACAUGGAAGCCCAAACAUUCCAGAUAGCAAACGGAACCAGACAGGGCUGUCCCCUUUCACCCUUAUUAUUCGCCAUAUCACUUGAACCACUACUACAGGCCGUACGCCUUAACCCAAACAUCUAGGGCAUUCAGAUCCGGCGGGAAACCUACACGGUAGCGGCAUAUGCGGACGACGUCCUACUAACCCUAACAGACCCCAUUCAAUCGUUGCACACCACGCUGACACUGGUUAAUGAUUAUGCCACCUUCUCAGGAUAUAAGAUCAACCUGGCAAAGUCCAUACUAAUGCCUAUGGCCAUGGACCAGCGACAGAUUGCGCUACUCCGCAACCUAUUCCCCUUCCAAAUCACCACCACCUCCCUCACAUAUCUGGGAAUCCAACUAUCCCCCCGACCCACGGAUCUCUAUGAUCUCAACUACAAACCACUGUUGGAAACAGCCCUCAUAGACCUCUGGCGCUGGGAAGUUCUGGGAAUAUUGUGGCUUGGAAGGAUUACCACGAUCAAGAUGAACCUACUCCCCAGAUUCCUGUAUCUCUUUCAGACGCUGCCGAUACCAAUUCUAAAGGCAGACUUCAAACACUUACAAGCCUCCGUGGACAAAUUCAUAUGGAAAGCCAAAAAGCCGAGGAUAAGCAAGGCCACUAUGUAUGUUCCCAGACCUAGGGGGGGACUUCCCAACUUUCAACAUUAUCACCACGCAGCCCAGCUGGCGCAUCUGCAACAGUGGCACGCCACCGGGGACAAAAAGAUGGGUGGACCUGGAACAUGACAUCCUGGGCUGGGAACUACCGUCUUCCUACCUAUGGGUGCCACCAACACAGCGACCCCUACCACCGCCCACCUCACCGGCAAUAACCCACACACUGACCCUAUGGGACAAACUCAACCUUAAAUUUGACCUGUCCUCGUUUUUAUCACCGGUUACCCCAAUAUCCCGGAAUAAACUUUUCCCUCCGGGACUAACGGCCAAACACUUCCACUCCUUUGACCAAAGGGACAUUUCAAGAUUGCUUCAUCUCUACCACCAAGGCGAAAUAAUUAGAUUCACUGACCUCCCGAACGCAGAGGGCCUGACCACCACGGACUUCUUCCGAUAUCUACAACUGAGGGACCUAGCACAACAACCCAUGAUAAAACAAGCGGGUACAUCUCCACCAACACCAUUCAAAAAGCAGUGCUUCGAUGCACCAACACGUCCGGGACAAAUUUCUGACAUCUACAUAGCCCUAACGACCCACACCUCGCAGGUUAAUCUCACCUAUAUAGCAGCAUGGGAACGUGACCUCGGACCACUGGAGGACCCCGGAGAUUGGGUAGACAUCUGGGAGGCAACAAACACACUGACGGUAUGUGUCACACAUAAAGAGCAGGCAUACAAGACCCUAUUCCGCUGGUACAUGACACCACGAAAACUCCACAAAAUGGGAAAACUGCCCAACGAUCAGUGCUGGAAACUAUGCGGAGAGCCCGGGACAUUCCUCCACUGUUGGUGGCAAUGCCCCAAACUCAAACCACUCUGGACUAGGGUAAUACAACUUAUGGAACUAAUUAUAGACAAACCAAUCGACGUGCAACCAUGGACCAUGCUCCUAAACAAACCAGUGGAAUCCCUCACGCGGAGUGAAAACAAACUAGCGACCCGCAUAACUUUAGCAGCAAGGAGAGCAAUAGCAGAACUAUGGGCUGACAAACGCAUCCCCACAAUUUCCACAAUCAUACGCAAAAUCAAAGAGACGCGAGAUCUAGAUGAAUUGACAGCACAGAUACACGACACAUACAAAGCCUUCCACAGGAUGUGGGACCUCUGGGACACUAACUACUCAAACCUAAACAUACACAUAAACACUCCAUGAACGGAGGGAUUUUUAACAUACACUAACACAGGGAACACAGCCCAGGGAACCACACACCCAUGCGCAAAACCACCACGCUCACAACAAAGGACACAUCUGACCCCCCCAGCCCAACGUUAACAAGCCCACUUUUCUUCUGCCCCCCCACCUUACCCCUAUUGACCCGGUGAGUGGGCCCGGCCGACCGGGACGUGGGGGCGCGACGGGACUGAAAUACCCCGAACGGCCCAUCCAAAACCAAGAAAACCCACCAAGACCUGAGGCGAAGAGGAGGAGAGAGAACACUAGGAUCCCAGACCAGACACACAAGCCAAACCCCCAACAAAACCCAACCCAAUGAACCAGGAAAGGGACACCUAAGAGCUCCAUGGCACAACGACCAAAAAUGACGCAAGAUACCCGCACAAACAAAAGGGAAAAUCCACCAUACACGAGCUAAAGGGACAGGCCUACAUUUUCCGAAUAGAGAAGGGAACGCCCACAGCAAACCCUACAGCACACCCAGAUACCCCCAAAGGUGAGGGCUACCGGGGUCUACCCCACACCUUUCCAUACAACCCAAAAUCCAGACACUGACGAAGGCAAGCCGACAUCGAACAAACCCCAACCCCACCCCAGAGAACAGAACCCUACAACCCACACCCUCCCCCUCCACCACACGCCCCAAGAGCAUAAUACAGACACCUAACACUGAUGCGCAGGCAAAACCCACACAUGCUCCCACCCUUGACUAACCGAGAUACAUGACGAAGGCCACCGACAGCCUAUACGAAAGAAACAGAAUGAGCAAAGCCACAAUGCACGGGGAUCUCGGCUAUAACAGCACAGAGCUCCGCACACACCCCAUCAAACACCACCUCCCUUCUCUCCCCCCUUCCCCUCUCUCUUCCGUACCCCCCUCGGUCUACAUUAACGACCAACAAAAAGCCAUGAACCAAAGAGUCACACUAAUAAACCCCCCCCCCAGGCCCCACCAAAGACCCUUCACCUUUAAAACGCACCACACAGCAGGUGCAGUGAGUACUCCAAUAUGCUUCCCCAAUGUUAACCUCUGAUAACUGUGAAAAUCCCCAAAGAUGCUACCAAUGUAUAACGAAACGCGACUUAUAGCUAGCUCUGAUAUGUACUCACCGAAUAGACUAUUGUAUGCUAUGCGUUGUACUUGAGACUGCAUGACUUCUCACCCUUAACCUUUUCCUUUCUGUACCCACCCCGCGACAUAAAUUUAUAAAAAAUUAAAAAAAACAUAGCAGGGGAUAAGAAAAUCUUAAUUAAACAGAACUUGCAAUAAAGAAAGCCUAAAUAGGGCUCUCUUUACAGGACGUGUUUAUGAAAGGCUGUGCUUGUCACAUGCAGGGAGGUGUGACUAGGGUUCAUAAACAAAGGGAUUUAACUCCUAAAUGGCAGAGGACUGAGCAGUGAGGCUGCAGAGGCAUGUUCUAUACACCAAAACUGCUUCAUUAAGCUAAAGUUGUUCAGGUGACUAUAGUGUCCCUUUAAGUAUGAGCGGCGGAUGACAUUAGGUCCCCCCCCCCGUUCCAAUUUAGGGCCCCCACCCACCGUUCAGGGGGGAGGACAUUAGGUCCCCCCCCCUUAUUAGUAUUUAGGGCCCCCACCCACCUCUCAGGGGUGGGGGCCAGGGGGAGGACCCUAGGUCCCCCCCUUAUUAGUAUUUAGGGCCCCCAUCAGCCGCUUAGGGGUGGGGGUCCGGGGGGAGGACAUUAGGUCCCACCCUCCUUAUUAGUAAUUAGGGCCCCCACCCACCACUAAGGGGUGGGGGCCAGGGGCGGGAGGACAUUAGGUCCCCCCCCUUAUUCCAAUUUAGGGCCGCCGCUCAGGGUUGGGGGCCAGGGCCAGGGUGGAGGACAUUAGGUCUCCCCCUUUAUUAGUAUUUAGGGCCCUAACCCACUGCUCAGGUGUGCUGGCCAGGUCCCCCCCCCCAUUUUACUGUAAGGCCCACACCCGCCGCUCAGGGGGGACGACAUUAGGUUCCCCCACUUACUAGUAUUUAGGGCCCCCACCCUCCGCUCAGGGGUGGGGGCCGGGGGGGGACAAUAGGUGUCCCCCCAUCAUUUUACUUUAGGGCCCCCAUCCGCCCUUUCGGCUCGGGAGGGGGGACCCUAUUUUUUUUUUAUUUAUUUUUUUUAACAGUGAGCAGCCACAGGCUGCUCACUGUUUACCAUAGAAACACCAGACAUGCCCCUACUCGUGGUAUAGCGAGUAGAGGCAAAAUGUACUAAUACUAAGUAAUUUUUAGGGUGGGGGCCCUAAAUACUAAUAAGGGGGAGACCUAAGGUCCUCCCCCCUGGUUCCCACCCCUGAGAGGUGGGUGGGGCGCCUUAAUACUAAUGAGGGGGGCCUAAUGUCCUCCCAUCUGGCCCCCACCCCUUUGCUGAGCUACUAGUCCCUCUGUCCCAAUUUAUGUCGGGGUAAUUAAAAUCUCCAAUAAUUAAAGUGUUACCCAGAUUUGCAGUUUUCUCAAUUUGCUCAAACAGCUUUUGUUCCUCGUCAAUAGGUUUAUAACAUAUCCCAACCAAUAGUUGGUUUCCCCUCUUUUCCACCAAGCCGAUAUUUACCCGUAAAGCUUACACAUUUUCCUCAUCGCAUUCGACUUGCUUAAGACUUGGCUUUAAAUCAUGGUUGACAUACAAACAUACCCCACCACCCUUCUUGUUUUUCCUAUCCUUCCUAAAUAACAUGUACCCAUUUAAGUUAACUGCCCUUUCAUGUGUCUCAUCCCACCAUGUUUCAGUUAUGCCUAUUAUAUCAUAUUAUGUGAAAGUUUUAAGUCUGUAAAUCAAUUACGUCUCCCACAGUUAAAAAAAACCUUUUGGGUCUAGAAAUUAAAACUUCUGGUUUAAGAAGUGGUUAUGGUAGUAGAAGCUUGGAUGUGCAGUGUUUUAGCUAGUUACGCCCCCGGCACACAUCACAUUGGUCUCUCAGAACUUUGUUCCGAGCUGCCUAAUGUCAAUUCUGUGCAUAUAUCAUGUCUGUCGUCAGCACUGGUGGCAGAUGGUCACUGUUUAUUUGAUGUUUCAGCACAUACCACAGGUGCUAAAUUGGAUUGAGAUCUGGGAAAUUUGGAGGCCAAGGCAACACCCUGAACUCCUUGUCAUGGUCCUCAAAACAUUCCUGAAAAUUUUUUGCAGUGUGGCAGGAUGCAUUAUCUUGCUGAAAGAGGCCUUUGCCAUCACGGAACACCACUGCCAUGAAGAGGUGUACAUGGUUUGCAACAAUCUCUAAGUAGGUGGUAUAUGUCAAAGUUAUAUCCACAUUAACCCCUUAAGGACACAACUUCUGGAAUAAAAGGGAAUCAUGACGGAAUAUUUUAAGGACCUAAGGUUUCCCAGUAGAACAUUGCCCAGAGCAUAACACUGCCUUCUGCCUUCUUCCCAUAGCACAUCCUGCUGCCAUCUGUUCUCCAGGUAAAAGACACACACACACUUGGCCAUCCAUCUGAUCUAAAAGAAAGCAUGCCCACUGUGGUGACUUAACUCGUGCAUUAUCCAAUUGUGAGCGCCGUUCCCUCUUGAUGUAUAGUGUCCGGCUGUCCCACUUUACCCGUUUGUUACAGCUCUCCCGGCAUAAAGGGGUUAAACCGCCAUUUAGUAGAGCAUCCCUUUUGCGGAGGUACAGGCACAGCUACUAUAGGACCCCAAACUCCUGAACUGGAACCAGAGGAAUGCUCCAAACUCCCGAACAGUAUACCCAGUAGCACUCCAAACUCCUGAACGGUAAUCCCACGAAUAGCUGCUAACAGACGAGAAGACACAGCAUCCAAGCGGCUUACAUUCUCAGCAAUCAGUCUCUAACCGCGUACAGUAAAUCCCCCCAAUUACGACCAAGCUCCGUAUUGAGGGUAAAACAGGAUUCUGGUUUAUUGUGGGCUACCUGCCCAGUAUUUAUGCAGGUCUCCUUCCUGGUGGACACUCCCCUAGGGGACCAGUUGGGAGACUAUGACAAGGGACAGACACAUAGCAAAUCCUGACACACCGAUACAAAAUAUCCCCACAAUGCACCACAACUCCUCCCUCUCUGUCCGGGAGAUAAUUGGGAAGUAACUCAAUUAUCUCCCAGGACAGAGGCAAAUCGCCAUUACACACGUGGGGACAAUGAUACAGAAAAAGGCAAAAAAAUAUACGACAUGACCAAUAAUGCAACAAUUAUAAACAUAUAACAUAUCUCCAGAUAGCUCAGGUCUGAGCGCACAUUAAUACAGAAUAGUGCUCAGACCACACGAAUACAGUUUAAUUGCCAUAGAGCCAAAGUCUUUAAUUACACGAACAGGCUCCAUGGCAUGCUAUCUGGGUACCUUCAUUCAUAUAAUACAAAGUCCCGAAAGCCGGCAUUCGGUUGAAUAACUGGCGCGGGUGUAGCGGAGAGCUGGUCUCCCACAGCCUAUUUCCGCUGGUAUCCUAGAAUGGCUCAGGAACAAGUAGUAAAUCCAAUAGAGUAGCAAGCACAAUCAGCAAUGUAAUCCAAGAAUAUCCCAUCACCUUUCCCAAUAACUGGACGACACACAGUAUCAGGAGCAGAACUGAUCUUUAAUCACACAACCCCUGCUUUUAUGCAAUCCUCCCAUGCAAGGGAGACACCCACAAUAAUUAGUACAGUAACCAAUUAGGUGUAAGGUACAACCCACACAUCUCCACCCCUCAGAUUAUCAGUUAACAUAAUUAAAAGGUACACAAUUUUCACCACGUUCUGGAUGUAUCCCAAAUACCUAGGGUAUGCACCUAAGAAUGGUAUCCCCUGAUAGCCCUGAUCUGGGUGAGUAACAUACUCAAAAAUCACCCCGAUCGGACCAGGGGUUUGGGAGUUAUGGAGGGAUAAAGUUUUGACCGACAGCACAGGCAACAGUAACCGAAAACAGUUCCAUAAGUUUUGGCCUUGCGGUCAGGCUCUGUUCGUGCUUUAAAAGUCCCAAACUAAAUGCCAUCCAGAGCUGGGCGGGCAUUUGGAUGAAUCCCUGUGUUUGUGGGAUUCAUCCUACCGAACCGUGGGCCGUUCGGGAGUUUCUAUCCGUCAUUUCUGUAGCUCUGGAGGUCUUGUCGGUGUUUGCUUAGUCGAGUGUCCAAUUUGGGUUCCAGAUACUCGACGAUCAAACACCGCUGUUCGGGAGUUUAAGAUGGCCGCCGCCAUGUGUUCGGCUCCCGAAAUGGCGGCCACCCAUGGACUGCAACAAAGCGUUCGUGAGUUUUAAGUGAGAUGAAAUAGCACGAACAGGGAGGUAGAUUGAAGCCACACUUCGCAUCAGGGGGGUCCGGUGAUUCGGUAGUUUUAGAUCGUAUGUCGAAUGGAGUGGUUCAAUUCAGUCUAUGGGGAAUAAUUAGACGAAUGCUUUAAAUCCACACGAACAUUUCUGGGGUCACCUAACAAAUAAACAGGGAAUAUGCUGGACAGCCAGAUAGUCUCUGCUACUGCGGGAAUCAAGGAAGGCUGGAGGUUCAGCGGUGUUUGGUGAGUGAAAGUGUCCGCUUUCAGCUCACUGAGUCCGGUCUGAGCACUCCUGGUUGUGCCGGAGACUGCAGAACACCGCCAUCGUGUGGCAGCCAGGUGUAACCACGACCAUCCGGGAACAGACAGUUAAGCUGCGGUUAACCGCAGCUACUCGGUGGUCAAUUGAUGGCACACACUAGCUGCAGGGAGAUCAAUUGGAGGCACACGCCAGCUUCCUGGUGGUCGCGCCUUUCCAUAGUUUAACAGGGGAACACAUAGGGACUGUACAGGCAGACAAACAGACGAAUGGAGGGAAAAUAAUUGUAAUCCAUAUACAGACAGUUCUGUUACACAUUUCCCUCCCUGUGGGACACUGCGGCAGACCCGGCUUUACCCUUCUCGGGUCAACUUGGGGAUGUCUGGAACUCGGAUGCCAGAGUGAUGUCGGUUUGCCGGGACAACCCAUCAGCAUUGUCAUUCUGUUUACCGGGUCUAUAACUGAUGGUAAAAUUGUAAGGUUGCAGAGCCAGACUCCACCGUAGCAACCUGCCAUUGUCUUCUGAGACCCGGUUAAGCCAGACCAAUGGGUUGUGGUCGAUAAUAAGAGAAAAUUCCUGCCCGUACAGAUAAGGGGUUAACUUUUUCAGUGCCCAGACCAGGGCUAGACAUUUUCUCCACUGUCACGUAGCUCACUUCCCUGGGUAGUAGUUGCCUGCUUAAGUACGCUACAGGGUGCUCUCCUCCAUCCUCCCCGACUUGGCUCAGCACAGCCCCCAGUCCAUACAUGGAAGCAUCUGUAUGAACAAGAAAAUGUUUGUUAGAGACUGGGGCAGCCAACACAGGGGCAUUAACAAGAGCCUGCUUUAGUGCCUGGAAUGCGGCUUCACAAGCUGGAGACCACAGGACCUGCUUAGGUAAGUUUUUCUUAGUCAGGUCAGUCAGGGGCUUAGCUAUGGUGCUGUAAUCUGUGACAAAACAUCUAUAAUACCCUGCCGUCCCCAAGAAGCCUAGUACCUGGGUCUUAGUGAUAGGUGUGGACCAGUUAGCCACUGCCUCUACCUUGGCUGGCUCUGGUCUCUGGUUUCCACACCUCACUCUGUGACCCAGGUAUUGCAUUUCAGCCAUGCCUUGGAUGUCUGGCUUCAAAGUCAGGCCAGCGGCCCAAAUCUUGUCCAGAACUACCCCUAUGUGUAUAAAAUGCUCCUCCCAAGACCCACUGUAGAUCGCAAUGUCGUCCAGAUAUGCACAAGCAAAUUCCUGGAAGCCAUCGAGUAGUCUAUCCACCAUACGCUGAAAGGUAGCCGGUGCAUUCUUCAUCCCGGCAUGACCCUAAAUUGGUACAGGCCAAACGGGGUGACUUGGGGAUAGCAUCCUCGGCCAGGGGAAUCUGCCAAUAGCCCUUACACAGGUCUAUGGUAGUCAGAUAGCGCCCCCUAGUGAUUCGAUCUAGUAAUUCGUCUACCUGGGGCAUCGGGUAGGCGUCAGUGGUAGUCUUCUCAUUGAGUCGCCUGUAGUCCACACAGAACCCGGGUGGUCCUAUCUUUCUUGGGCACCAAGACCACAAGGACUAUCGGAGGGUCAUCUCCUGUAUCUUCUUUCCGCAUUCCUUCUCAGUCUGCUUCAGGGAUAAGGUAAGGGGGCUGUCGCAGGGGAGUCUGUCCAAGAGUCUCUACCUUAUGUACAGCCAGGGUCGAAAAGCCCGGCUUUUGGGAGAAAGUCGCCUGUUUCUCCCACAGCAGCCUCUGAGCCUGUUUCUUUUCCGCAGGGCUUAACCCGUCCCCUAGCUGUACAAGGCUCGUCAAGUCAGUCUGGGGGUCCCUUUCCAGUAAGUCAGGUAGAAGUAACCCCUCUGAGUUGUCUGCAGCCAGGGCACACACUGCAGCGACAUCCUCCUGUCUCUCCUGAUACUCUUUCAGCAUGUUCACAUGAAAGGAUCGCUGGAUCCUUUCAUCUGCACAGCUGGCAACGACAUAGGUAGUGUCACAGGUUACUACCUUGCUUGCAUCUUGUCUGUCUUCACAGGUUUGAGCACUAAAACCUUCUGCCCAACCUGGAAGACGCGCUGCCGGGCACCCCGAUCAUACCACCUCUUCUGUCUCCCCUGGGCCGUCUGGAGAUUCUCUCUGACCAUCAGAGACAGUUUCUCCAUGCGGUCCCCGAGUUCCAGAACCUAGGUACCUAGGUACCACAGUACAUGUCGGGGAAGAGAGUCUUACCUGGGUCUCAGCAGCAGGUGAGUUGGCACGGGUGGUCACAGGGUGGGCUUCAGCGUGGCCCGUCGGGGCAUAAGCGGACACAAGGGGGGCCAAAUCAUUCCCCAACAAGACAUCUGCAGGCAAGUCUUUCAUAACCCCCACAUGAACAUGUCUAGAGCCCACCCCCUAGUCCAGGUGAACCCGAGCCACAGGUAGCCUAAAAACGGUACCUCCGGCUACCCGUACGGCCACGGUUUCUCCGGUGUGCUGAUUCUCUGGAACAAGGUCCUUCUGCAACAGAGUCAUAGUAGCACCGGUGUCUCUCAAUCCGGUUGCUGCUUUGCCAUUCACCUUGACCAUCUGGCGAUGCUGUUGCCGGUUAUCUGGGCUAGCUGCUUGCACUGGGUCAGCCUCAUGCAGGAUACCCCAGCACUCUUCCUCCUCAACACAAUGGGCAGCCGGUACUGCUGGCCGGGGUUUCAACCCGGGAACAUUCAAUUAAGCUGCGGUUAACCGCAGCUACUGGGUGGUCAAUUGACGGCACACUCUAGCUGCAGGGAGAUCAAUUGGAGGCACACGCCAGCUUCCCAGUGGUCGCGCCUUUGUAGUUUAACAGGGGUACACAUAGGGACUGUACAGGCAGGGAAAUAAACCGAAAAAACAGACGAAUGGAGGGAAAAUAAUUGUAAUCCAUAUACAAACAGUUCUGUUACACCGUUAAUUGUAAACCAGAAGUGACACGACUGUUUGUCCGGCGGUGCUGUUAAGACUGGGCAAAGUGCUGGCAACACGAUACUUUAUGCUAAAUGCACCAUUAAGUCCUUGCACAAUGAUCACUAAUAUCCUAAUAUAGCGUGGGAAAAAAGAGAGAUGAAAGCACAAACACAUAUAUAAUUAAUGUCUUUUUUUUUUUUUUUUCUCACUCCAGUACAACACAGACAAGUAAGGUAUUCAUUAUCCAGUGAGCAUCAUCGUUAGUUUUCACAUAAAAAUCCACAGUAACAGAAAGAUUUCAGAUGAUGUCUUAACUGGGCCUUUGCUAAGAAGUGUGGAGUAAGGCUUUUUUUGGGGGGGGUUGUGAAAAAAGUAACGAAAUACCAUUAAGUGGAACUAGGUAAAUGUUCCCAUAGGGCCUUGUUGAACAACGUAAAACUGCUAAGGUUCCUGUGGAGAGUGGGCUACCUCUAUGGUGUAAUACCCUCCUGAGUUAGAGUUUAGUAAGAUCAUGUAACCUUUUAUCCAUAUAGUGGAGGAGGGAAGGAGUAACUAUGUGUGGCUCAUUAUUGGAUUCAGUAGUGAACCAGCUUGAUAACCCGUGUAAUCGGGUCUUAUUAGUCGGCCUGGGCAGAAGCGAUGUUUCAAGAGAGAUCUAGGUUGCUCCGUAAACAAAAAGUAAUAAUCAAUCAAUUAAAUAAAAGGUGUGGAAAAAUAAAUAAAUUAAUGCAACAAUAUUGGGGACAAUAAUAAAAACAUCAAUUUUGUGACAGUUCAGUGGUGGUUAGAGGACAGAGUCACUGUCGAUGCAGGUAUUGCUUUACAUUUUCCACUCCUUCAAUUAGGUAGCCUAAAAACGGUACCUCCGGAUACGUACGGCCACGGUUUCCCCGGUGUGCUGAUUCUCUGGAACAAGGUCCUUCUGCAACAGAGUCAUAGUAGCACCGGUGUCUCUCAAUCCGGUUGCUGCUUUGCCAUUCACCUUGACCAUCUGGCAAUGCUGUUGCCGGUUAUCUGGGCUAGCUGCUUGCACUGGGUCAGCCUCAUGCAGGAUACCCCAGCACUCUUCCUCCUCAACACAAUGGGCAGCCGGUACUGCUGGCCGGGGUUUCAACCCGGGAACAUUCAAUUAAACUUGCAGAACUUGCAGAAGGGGUUACAUACACCGGCACCAAUUCAGGGUAUUCCUCGUAAGUUCCGCGAAGAGCAACAGCAUGGUGCCUUCGAAGGAAAUCAGGGUUUUCCCACGAUUUGCAGCCAAAAGCAAGGUCCUGUUCUGCAGGUACUGGAACCGGAGUAUGAGAUUAGGAGCGGUGGCCUACGGUGCUUCCGCUGGCUUAGGAAAGCGGAACGUGCUGUCUAGUCUCACGGUCUUGGCCUGUUUGGGUGUGAAGAAGGCUGCCUUAAACCUCCGAAUGAAGUGAGGCAAGUGUCAUUUCCAGCGAUACCAGUACUCCACUGAGCUUGAGGUUGUACUAUAUCCGGUGAUCCUCCAAUGCAUUGAUUCUAUCUUCGGCCUUCUGCGGAUUUUUCUGUAGGUCCACAAGUCCCUUUUUCACUGCAGUCAGUCUGGCUUAGUGGUGGUGCUCUCAAUUGCCUUUUUGAAGUGGGCCAUGUCCCCCACAAAGUUCGCAUGAAGCUCUGUAAGCAUAGCUUUCAGCUGGGAUGCCGUGACCGGGUCCCGGUCCUCUGACUCCAAGAGAUUGGGUCUUGACUGCUUGCCACUGGAGGCUCCUUUACCUGAGCCCAGGGAGUAGUCCUUCGAAGAGUAGGAUGAGCCCUUGUCUAGGGGUGCCAUGUGGUCCCACGCAUCUUUCUGUGAGUUGUGAAAUAUAUCUCCAAUGUCAUGGCUCUGUGGGCUUUUAUUAGCCUUUGGUCUCUUAUAUUUACAUCCCAUAUCGUCAGGUAGUAGUAAGUAGCAUUUGGGUCUCUUAUUUCCUCCAAAAAAAUGACUUUUAGGGCAAAAGUUUGCAGAACGCUGGGAAUGUGGGACUGCUCUGGUUCACUGCUUGGCUCCACCCCAUAAUUAAUUUCUUAACAGAAUAAAAUUGUUAAAGGACCACUAUAGGCACCCAGACCACUUCAGCUUAAUGAAGUGGUCUGGGUGCAUGGUCCAUCUAGUAUUAACCCUUUCUGCCGUAAACAUAGUGUAACAGAGCUCCUUGUACUCCGACUGAGUACCCUCCGUUGACGGAUACUUCUAGUGUUUCCUGAGGACUCCAAGCAGUGCAGCAGACACCACAACCACCACAGACUCCGCAACCGCUGUAUCUUGACUGGAGUCUCGCCGUCUUCCUUCCACCCUGGAUCAGCUUCUGUCCUCCAGGACUGUGUGGGAAAGAACUCUUCCUUCUACCCUGUAUGAACCUCCAGCAUCCAGGACUGUGUGGUGAAGACCCCUCCUCCAAGGAGAGCGUGUCAGGAACAAGCUCUUAAAAGAGCUAAGUGAUUCAAGCUCAGGGGAGCAUGCAGAGCAGAGCAAUCCCCAGUGUGAUUAUAACAGCUCCCUCCAAUAACGAGACAAGGCUACAUUUAGAGGGAUCAAGAAGAACUGUCUAAACCUUUAUUUCCCUUGGGACCAGCCCAUAGGGUCACCACAAUAACAUUGUUGUGAAACCUCAAUAAAAUCAAAAACAGUCAAACCAUAGCAGGCAAAACACAGUGACUUAUCACAGCACAAUGGCACAUUUUUAAAGGGGUGGGGGAGACAAUAUUUAACAAAAUAUCUCACGUGUCUGCAGAAUUAGCAAUAUGCAAAUGUACCCAAAUAUGCAAAUGAACCAGUCUUGCUAUUCAGGUAGUGCAUAUUGCUGUUGCUGCCAACAGAGGGCACUAGACAAGCUCCAUAGCCAAACCCACCUAGUUGGUAGCAAACCUCAGCAGUACAAGAGAGCAGGCAAUACAUUACACAGUACACACACACUAUAAACAAUUACAUUACACACACUCUGCACCUAUAAUGGGUACAGGGUGACUAAAGCAUAAGAUAAAUAAAGCAGCCUACAUAAAUAGUCUGUCUGAAGGUAGACUAGGGGCUUUAAAGCCAAAUACAUGAAAGAGUCAUAGUCACAGGGGAGGAGGCUGGCAAGCAGGCCUCUCCAGUACCAAGUGGCGAAGGGCACUUCGUCACACAUAGCAGUUUCAUAGAAACUGCUAUGUUUACCUAUGGGUUAAUCCAGCCUCUAGUGGCUGUCUCAUUGACAGCCGCUAGAGGCGCUUCUCACUGUGAUUUUCACAGUGAGAAGACGCCAGCGUCCAUAGGAAAGCAUUGAGAAUGGCGGAUCCAGAAGCUAAUCUCGGGAGGGGCACUGGCAGAUCAUUUUAAGAAAUAAUCCAGGCACAAUAACCACUACAGCUCUCUGUAGUGUUUUUGGUGCCAGGAGUUUCUGUGGCGCCCUCCCAGAGUAAGUAGUCAAAAAAAGUUUGAUAACUUACCCGGGGUCUGCCGGGAUUGGGGCUGUAGUGUGUAUGUGGACAAAAGCAAACAAACAAAGGAUGGCUCUGCGCCAAUAAACAAGGUAAAUAAAUUAAAGUCCUAGUUAGGAUAGUGGUAAUUGAGUGGACUUGGGUCCUGAUGUUGGUCUCUGGAGUUGCGCUCCUCGCAGUAUCCAAAUAUAUAGGAGAGGGUGAUGAAUGAUGAAAAGGAUGAUGGUGCAGGGUGAUCCAAGAGGUGUCAAAUAUAAAUAGAAGAGGUCUUACAAUAUGUAGUGUUUAAUCCAGCUCUGGUGUUGAUAGCUUGCAGCGGUAUAAUCCCCGCUUGUAGGAUAUAGGUAUCCUCUUCAGUGCAUUGACAGACGGCCAGGGAGAGAUUAAAAAAUGGAAACAAUAAUGGUGCAGUAUGUUCCAAAAAAUGAAUAAAAAGGAAAAUUUAUUCCUACUUGCCGUAAUUUUCUUUUCCUGGUCAUAGGCCAUGGCAGCACAACAAUGGGUAGCUCCUCCCUAUCUCUAACCAGACAGGAACCUAAUUAAAACAGAUGGUAUAAGUAACACCUCCUACCCCUCCCACCCUCAGUCUUGUUUCCAGCAAUAUCCCAGGGCGGGGUCUUUGUGCUGCCAUGGCCUAUGACCAGGAAAAGAAAAUUAUGGCAAGUAGGAAUAAAUUUUCCUUUUUCCUGGCCAUAUCCAUGGCAGCACAACAAUGGGUAAUACCCAAGCAAUAACCAAGGGAGGGAAAUAAGUACACAAGACUUCCUAAAUAUGAAUGCAAAUUGACAACAUACACACACCUCAUAAGGACAUUCGAAAUGAAAAACUGAUUGCCCACUAAUGGCACAUUAUCAAAUUGACCAACUCAAAUGUACCAAAAAAAAAUGUCUGCAAAUUGAUUGUAGACUAAGCAGCCAUUUACCUACAAGUUCCAGGGAAGCUUGGCCACCGAUGCUCAAGAGGGAGAAAUGGCUCUAGAGCAAACAUAUCUUUAAGUACUGUAAUCCCUAGGGUUUAGUCGCCUAAAAAACAGCCAAGACUAUCCAUCUGCCGUUGGCUUGAAGAUCUUUGUGGUCUAUUAGUAAAGAUAAACAGAAGAAAUCCAGAAAGCGGAUCUAUAAAAAUAGAUCUUAAGGCAUCUAUCUAGGACAGGAGGAGAAAGUUUUAUUAUGGACUCUACAUUCUAUGCAAAAUAGUGCUUGAGGAUCUAAUAUCCUUCAGUCCAUGCCAAUGUCAACGAUAUAGCUAACUUAAUGUUAAGCAAAUGUGGAGAGAUAUACUCUCAUGGUUAAAAGGGGUAAAAAUUUCAGAGCCCUAAAAAAAAAAACAGGAAAGAAUUCCACGGAGAGCAAUAGAUAACCGUGGGAUCAUAUAAAUACAACCAACAGAAAUUUAGGUACUUCCAUAUUAAAGCCCUUUCACGAAAAGAGAGAUCAGAGAGUGCUGAGACAUAUCUCUGAGGUGAUGUGGCCAAUUCCUAGAUAAGUCCUGGAUUGAAGAACUUAGAACCUUCUUGGUAGUUCAAAAACCUCUUAUAUUUAAGCCCUUCUACAUUAUCGAAACCUUCAAAAUGAGGAAAGUAGCACCGGACCUGAUGGAAGAGGGAAGAACUAUUGUGGGAGAUCCCAUGGAGGCACUGAAGAAGAUAAGUAGAAGUGGAAACCCUUGGACUGGGUAUUAAUAUGGAACUGUCAGGAUGAUUGAUAUUGGCUCUUGCAACCUAUGCAGAAGAGAAAUGUUGGAUGUUAACAUAUUUGAAUUUUGAGAAAGGUUCCUCAACCCCAGUGGAUGGUAUUCAUAGUUAUCACUGUCCAAAGGAUUUCCAUAGGUAACUUAACCUCUGCCCUUGUGACAUCUUAUCAGAUCUAUGGUGGAGGACCUGGAUCAAAACUCGCUCUGCUGGAGUAAUAUGCUAGUCUUAAAAGAGCUGUACCGUGCCUUGGACCAUGUCAAACUGUAUUUGCAGCUAUACCCUGAACUGGGAGGGAGCAAGGUCACUACAGCAGACAUUCAUCUUUCAUCAUGAAGAUGUAAAAAUAAAAGUGAUGUGAGGCAAAGGAUACGUGGCAAUAAGCAUCCUGCAAAUCUAUAGACAUUAUCCAAUGUACUAGGAAUACUACCUUUUAUAAAUAAGAACGUUCAAGAAUCCUGUAAAUUAGAAUGGAUCUCCAACACCUGUUAGAAACAGAUUCUUUGUGUUCUAGUUGCUUUUUAAAAAAUUCUCACAAUAGCUUCCUCUAAUUGAAGGGAAGCCAUGAGAUUUACAAAGCAUCUCUUUUUACCUUUUCUCUUCCUCUGGUAGAAUAAUGACCACUUACAUCAAGGUUGAGAUCUGCCACACUCUCUUCAUGGUGUGAAAUACCUUGGUCUGAGAAGGAAGCUAGUGAGAAUCUUUAUAUCGAAAAGGGUCUCCCAAACCUUAGGUCUUGAAGUAGACAAGCUUUCUUGCCCUCUGCCGUUCUGUUGAACCAUUAAUAUAGGAGGAUGCAUCCGUGGACCAGGUAUUAAGCAAAAGAGCCCAGCUAAUAGACACAAAGAAAGUUAUAUUUCUGGCUAUAAUAUAAUGCAACCUAUGUAGGCUUCUUAGCUGAAGACUAUUCCCGGUUAAUGACUUGUAAAUUGUCAAGAGACAAAGGAAAUUUAUCUCUGAUAUGCUCCUCCAAUUUAUCCAUACCACUAUUAGAUCCUUAGAGAUUGAGGUAAAACCUUACAGCAAGAUGAAAGCCUGUGCCAGCUGCCACAUAGGCUUUAGAGAGGAGCAGAACCAUGUAUACUCCGUGGAGUUUCAGAGAGAUCCCGCAUUGUUUACAGGCAGAGAGGAACAUUUAGCCAGUCUAAGGACUGCAUCUACUACUUAGGAGCAGAGUCCCAGGUACUAGUGUCUGAAAUUCCAAUGGAUGAAGACUGAGAUACUCCCUUGUGUUGAAAACCUCUCUCAGUGUAGAACCAUUCCUCCAUUAAGGAUCUUAAGGGGACCGGAAACUGGAAAAGAUACUCUACACCCUCUGACAUCCGAAAAGAAAGGCUAGAGGUAAAAGGACUCUGGAAAUCAAAUGAGCGGAUUCUGGAACUACUGAAAUAGGCUGAAUAUCCUCAUCCGAUGAUUUCAUAUCUCUGAAUGGAUCCAUCUCUCAGGAUUCCUAAAAGUAUUCAUUCUGGGAAUUGUCCAGAGGAUCCAAGCUUUAACAGCUUCUAUGACGUCUUGAGAUACCUCCUGUUAAUAUUGUGUAAUACACAGGGCAUGGGUAGAAGGGCCUGUAGCCACUUUCAAACAGUCUGUGCAGAGACUUUACUUUUACAAGUAAAUACCAUACCAAGUAAUGGUAUGGACCUUGACCAUCUGGCAAUGCUGUUGCCGGUUAUCUGGGCUAGCUGCUUGCACUGGGUCAGCCUCAUGCAGGAUACCCCAGCACUCUUCCUCCUCAACACAAUGGGCAGCCGGUACUGCUGGCCGGGGUUUCAACCCGGGAACAUUCAAUUAAACUUGCAGAACUUGCAGAAGGGGUCACAUACACCGGCACCAAUUCAGGGUAUUCCUCGUAAGUUCCGCGAAGAGCAACAGCAUGGUGCCUUCGAAGGAAAUCAGGGUUUUCCCACGAUUUGCAGCCAAAAGCAAGGCCCUGUUCUGCAGGUACUGGAACCGGAGUAUGAGAUUAGGAGCGGUGGCCUACGGUGCUUCCGCUGGCUUAGGAAAGCGGAACGUGCUGUCUAGUCUCACGGUCUUGGCCUGUUUGGGUGUGAAGAAGGCUGCCUUAAACCUCCGAAUGAAGUGAGGCAAGUGUCAUUUCCAGCGAUACCAGUACUCCACUGAGCUUGAGGUUGUACUAUAUCCGGUGAUCCUCCAAUGCAUUGAUUCUAUCUUCGGCCUUCUGCGGAUUUUUCUGUAGGUCCACAAGUCCCUUUUUCACUGCAGUCAGUCUGGCUUAGUGGUGGUGCUCUCAAUUGCCUUUUUGAAGUGGGCCAUGUCCCCCACAAAGUUCGCAUGAAGCUCUGCAAGCAUAGCUUUCAGCUGGGAUGCCGUGACCGGGUCCCGGUCCUCUGACUCCAAGAGAUUGGGUCUUGACUGCUUGCCACUGGAGGCUCCUUUACCUGAGCCCAGGGAGUAGUCCUUCGAAGAGUAGGAUGAGCCCUUGUCUAGGGGUGCCAUGUGGUCCCACGCAUCUUUCUGUGAGUUGUGAAAUAUAUCUCCAAUGUCAUGGCUCUGUGGGCUUUUAUUAGCCUUUGGUCUCUUAUAUUUACAUCCCAUAUCGUCAGGUAGUAGUAAGUAGCAUUUGGGUCUCUUAUUUCCUCCAAAAAAAUGACUUUUAGGGCAAAAGUUUGCAGAACGCUGGGAAUGUGGGACUGCUCUGGUUCACUGCUUGGCUCCACCCCAUAAUUAAUUUCUUAACAGAAUAAAUUUGUUAAAGGACCACUAUAGGCACCCAGACCACUUCAGCUUAAUGAAGUGGUCUGGGUGCAUGGUCCAUCUAGUAUUAACCCUUUCUGCUGUAAACAUAGUGUAACAGAGCUCCUUGUACUCCGACUGAGUACCCUCCGUUGACGGAUACUCCUAGUGUUUCCUGAGGACUCCAAGCAGUGCAGCAGACACCACAACCACCACAGACUCCGCAACCGCUGUAUCUUGACUGGAGUCUCGCCGUCUUCCUUCCACCCUGGAUCAGCUUCUGUCCUCCAGGACUGUGUGGGAAAGAACUCUUCCUUCUACCCUGUAUGAACCUCCAGCAUCCAGGACUGUGUGGUGAAGACCCCUCCUCCAAGGAGAGCGUGUCAGGAACAAGCUCUUAAAAGAGCUAAGUGAUUCAAGCUCAGGGGAGCAUGCAGAGCAGAGCAAUCCGCAGUGUGAUUAUAACAGCUCCCUCCAAUAACGAGACAAGGCUACAUUUAGAGGGAUCAAGAAGAACUGUCUAAACCUUUAUUUCCCUUGGGACCAGCCCAUAGGGUCACCACAAUAACAUUGUUGUGAAACCUCAAUAAAAUCAAAAACAGUCAAACCAUAGCAGGCAAAACACAGUGACUUAUCACAGCACAAUGGCACAUUUUUAAAGGGGUGGGGGAGACAAUAUUUAACAAAAUAUCUCACGUGUCUGCAGAAUUAGCAAUAUGCAAAUGUACCCGAAUAUGCAAAUGAACCAGUCUUGCUAUUCAGGUAGUGCAUAUUGCUGUUGCUGCCAACAGAGGGCACUAGACAAGCUCCAUAGCCAAACCCACCUAGUUGGUAGCAAACCUCAGCAGUACAAGAGAGCAGGCAAUACAUUACACAGUACACACACACUAUAAACAAUUACAUUACACACACUCUGCACCUAUAAUGGGUACAGGGUGACUAAAGCAUAAGAUAAAUAAAGCAGCCUACAUAAAUAGUCUGUCUGAAGGUAGACUAGGGGCUUUAAAGCCAAAUACAUAAAAGAGUCAUAGUCACAGGGGAGGAGGCUGGCAAGCAGGCCUCUCCAGUACCAAGUGGCGAAGGGCACUUCGUCACACAUAGCAGUUUCAUAGAAACUGCUAUGUUUACCUAUGGGUUAAUCCAGCCUCUAGUGGCUGUCUCAUUGACAGCCGCUAGAGGCGCUUCUCACUGUGAUUUUCACAGUGAGAAGACGCCAGCGUCCAUAGGAAAGCAUUGAGAAUGGCGGAUCCAGAAGCUAAUCUCGGGAGGGGCACUGGCAGAUCAUUUUAAGAAAUAAUCCAGGCACAAUAACCACUACAGCUCUCUGUAGUGUUUUUGGUGCCAGGAGUUUCUGUGGCGCCCUCCCAGAGUAAGUAGUCAAAAAAAGUUUGAUAACUUACCCGGGGUCUGCCGGGAUUGGGGCUGUAGUGUGUAUGUGGACAAAAGCAAACAAACAAAGGAUGGCUCUGCGCCAAUAAACAAGGUAAAUAAAUUAAAGUCCUAGUUAGGAUAGUGGUAAUUGAGUGGACUUGGGUCCUGAUGUUGGUCUCUGGAGUUGCGCUCCUCGCAGUAUCCAAAUAUAUAGGAGAGGGUGAUGAAUGAUGAAAAGGAUGAUGGUGCAGGGUGAUCCAAGAGGUGUCAAAUAUAAAUAGAAGAGGUCUUACAAUAUGUAGUGUUUAAUCCAGCUCUGGUGUUGAUAGCUUGCAGCGGUAUAAUCCCCGCUUGUAGGAUAUAGGUAUCCUCUUCAGUGCAUUGACAGACGGCCAGGGAGAGAUUAAAAAAUGGAAACAAUAAUGGUGCAGUAUGUUCCAAAAAAUGAAUAAAAAGGAAAAUUUAUUCCUACUUGCCGUAAUUUUCUUUUCCUGGUCAUAGGCCAUGGCAGCACAACAAUGGGUAGCUCCUCCCUAUCUCUAACCAGACAGGAACCUAAUUAAAACAGAUGGUAUAAGUAACACCUCCUACCCCUCCCACCCUCAGUCUUGUUUCCAGCAAUAUCCCAGGGCGGGGUCUUUGUGCUGCCAUGGCCUAUGACCAGGAAAAGAAAAUUAUGGCAAGUAGGAAUAAAUUUUCCUUUUUCCUGGCCAUAUCCAUGGCAGCACAACAAUGGGUAAUACCCAAGCAAUAACCAAGGGAGGGAAAUAAGUACACAAGACUUCCUAAAUAUGAAUGCAAAUUGACAACAUACACACACCUCAUAAGGACAUUCGAAAUGAAAAACUGAUUGCCCACUAAUGGCACAUUAUCAAAUUGACCAACUCAAAUGUACCAAAAAAAAAUGUCUGCAAAUUGAUUGUAGACUAAGCAGCCAUUUACCUACAAGUUCCAGGGAAGCUUGGCCACCGAUGCUCAAGAGGGAGAAAUGGCUCUAGAGCAAACAUAUCUUUAAGUACUGUAAUCCCUAGGGUUUAGUCGCCUAAAAAACAGCCAAGACUAUCCAUCUGCCGUUGGCUUGAAGAUCUUUGUGGUCUAUUAGUAAAGAUAAACAGAAGAAAUCCAGAAAGCGGAUCUAUAAAAAUAGAUCUUAAGGCAUCUAUCUAGGACAGGAGGAGAAAGUUUUAUUAUGGACUCUACAUUCAAUGCAAAAUAGUGCUUGAGGAUCUAAUAUCCUUCAGUCCAUGCCAAUGUCAACGAUAUAGCUAACUUAAUGUUAAGCAAAUGUGGAGAGAUAUACUCUCAUGGUUAAAAGGGGUAAAAAUUUCAGAGCCCUAAAAAAAAAAACAGGAAAGAAUUCCACGGAGAGCAAUAGAUAACCGUGGGAUCAUAUAAAUACAACCAACAGAAAUUUAGGUACUUCCAUAUUAAAGCCCUUUCACGAAAAGAGAGAUCAGAGAGUGCUGAGACAUAUCUCUGAGGUGAUGUGGCCAAUUCCUAGAUAAGUCCUGGAUUGAAGAACUUAGAACCUUCUUGGUAGUUCAAAAACCUCUUAUAUUUAAGCCCUUCUACAUUAUCGAAACCUUCAAAAUGAGGAAAGUAGCACCGGACCUGAUGGAAGAGGGAAGAACUAUUGUGGGAGAUCCCAUGGAGGCACUGAAGAAGAUAAGUAGAAGUGGAAACCCUUGGACUGGGUAUUAAUAUGGAACUGUCAGGAUGAUUGAUAUUGGCUCUUGCAACCUAUGCAGAAGAGAAAUGUUGGAUGUUAACAUAUUUGAAUUUUGAGAAAGGUUCCUCAACCCCAGUGGAUGGUAUUCAUAGUUAUCACUGUCCAAAGGAUUUCCAUAGGUAACUUAACCUCUGCCCUUGUGACAUCUUAUCAGAUCUAUGGUGGAGGACCUGGAUCAAAACUCGCUCUGCUGGAGUAAUAUGCUAGUCUUAAAAGAGCUGUACCGUGCCUUGGACCAUGUCAAACUGUAUUUGCAGCUAUACCCUGAACUGGGAGGGAGCAAGGUCACUACAGCAGACAUUCAUCUUUCAUCAUGAAGAUGUAAAAAUAAAAGUGAUGUGAGGCAAAGGAUACGUGGCAAUAAGCAUCCUGCAAAUCUAUAGACAUUAUCCAAUGUACUAGGAAUACUACCUUUUAUAAAUAAGAACGUUCAAGAAUCCUGUAAAUUAGAAUGGAUCUCCAACACCUGUUAGAAACAGAUUCUUUGUGUUCUAGUUGCUUUUUAAAAAAUUCUCACAAUAGCUUCCUCUAAUUGAAGGGAAGCCAUGAGAUUUACAAAGCAUCUCUUUUUACCUUUUCUCUUCCUCUGGUAGAAUAAUGACCACUUACAUCAAGGUUGAGAUCUGCCACACUCUCUUCAUGGUGUGAAAUACCUUGGUCUGAGAAGGAAGCUAGUGAGAAUCUUUAUAUCGAAAAGGGUCUCCCAAACCUUAGGUCUUGAAGUAGACAAGCUUUCUUGCCCUCUGCCGUUCUGUUGAACCAUUAAUAUAGGAGGAUGCAUCCGUGGACCAGGUAUUAAGCAAAAGAGCCCAGCUAAUAGACACAAAGAAAGUUAUAUUUCUGGCUAUAAUAUAAUGCAACCUAUGUAGGCUUCUUAGCUGAAGACUAUUCCCGGUUAAUGACUUGUAAAUUGUCAAGAGACAAAGGAAAUUUAUCUCUGAUAUGCUCCUCCAAUUUAUCCAUACCACUAUUAGAUCCUUAGAGAUUGAGGUAAAACCUUACAACAAGAUGAAAGCCUGUGCCAGCUGCCACAUAGGCUUUAGAGAGGAGCAGAACCAUGUAUACUCCGUGGAGUUUCAGAGAGAUCCCGCAUUGUUUACAGGCAGAGAGGAACAUUUAGCCAGUCUAAGGACUGCAUCUACUACUUAGGAGCAGAGUCCCAGGUACUAGUGUCUGAAAUUCCAAUGGAUGAAGACUGAGAUACUCCCUUGUGUUGAAAACCUCUCUCAGUGUAGAACCAUUCCUCCAUUAAGGAUCUUAAGGGGACCGGAAACUGGAAAAGAUACUCUACACCCUCUGACAUCCGAAAAGAAAGGCUAGAGGUAAAAGGACUCUGGAAAUCAAAUGAGCGGAUUCUGGAACUACUGAAAUAGGCUGAAUAUCCUCAUCCGAUGAUUUCAUAUCUCUGAAUGGAUCCAUCUCCCAGGAUUCCUAAAAGUAUUCAUUCUGGGAAUUGUCCAGAGGAUCCAAGCUUUAACAGCUUCUAUGACGUCUUGAGAUACCUCCUGUUAAUAUUGUGUAAUACACAGGGCAUGGGUAGAAGGGCCUGUAGCCACUUUCAAACAGUCUGUGCAGAGACUUUACUUUUACAAGGAGCUAUCAUCAUAGGGAAUUCCAAUUAUUGAUAGGCACUCUUUUGUUUAGUAAUGACAGAAAAAAUAGAAUGGCUUACCUAUGUCUCUUAGAGUGUGACCUUUUUUCUGGGGGCAGAGGGAUCUGAAUCCAUAACUGCAUAAGAUUUCUUUUUAUCCUUUACAAAGAAAAUCUCUGCUAAAUAAGUAGAGGUUGAUAGAUAUAGAAAAAUAAGUAAUAUACCUUUGAUAAAGAAAAACUUACCAAAACCAAAAAGAAGAAUUCAAGUUAAGAUGGAAACUGCACACAAAUCUAAUUACUUAAUAUAGGAAAAACCUAUAAGAAAACAUUGUGCUGAAAAGGGGAAGCCAAUUUGACCCUGCAACCUCUGCAACUGGGCUUACAUUUUAGAAUACGCACGAGCGAAUAAGAUUUCCGUGCAUGCGCGGUAAUGGCAAGGCGCGACCAUUGGACUAGCACUUCGUAUUCGCAGGUGAUUAAACGCAGAGGAAAAAACCUGAAUGGGCCCAAAAGUAAUAAUGGAAACUUAGGGACUUAAAAUAAAACAGGUUGAAAGGCUGAGAUAGAGGAACAGAACAGCGAAUAGCCUAUUACCAAGUACAGAGACAUUGAAAUAGGAUAAUAAAUUUAGUGAAUACAUAAAACCAACAUUAGAGGCAUAUAAUAAUGAAAUUAAAAAGCACAUAGAAUAAGUGAACCCAGCAGCUGUUUAAAAGGCACUAGAAACAAUUAUUGCAAAUCUUGAACCAGGAAAGAGACAUUCAGAUAUUUUCUGGUUUCCAAGUGUACACAUUUUAUUUUUAAUUAAGGACUGAGUCAGCCCCGCAGGGAAUUGAACUGGCGAGCCCCAAGUGACAAACAGAUUCUACUGAUUAAGUAUUAGCCCACUGAACUAUCUCACCAUACUCAGGUGAGACACCUGCAAUAAAAGGUUUAACAGAGGCCUAGGAAUAAGUAAAUCCAGCGGUUAUAAUAAAAGGCCCAACAGAGGCCUAGGAAAAAGCUCGCUGCUAUAUUAAAAGGCAUAACAAAUGCCUAGGAAAAGGUGACUCCUAUGGCUGUAUUAAAAGAUACAGAGGCUUAGGAGUAAGAUAUAGGAGCCUAUGAGUAAGUGACUCCAGUUAAAAGGCCCAGCAGAGGCCUAGGAAUAAGUAAUCCAGUGCUUAUAUUAAAAGGCCCAACAGAGGCCUAGGAAUAAGACACAGAGGCCUAGGAAUAAGACACAGAGGCCUAGGAAUAGGUAACCCAUUGGAUAUAUUAAAAGACACAGAGGCCUUGGAAUAGGUAACCCAGUGGAUAUAUUAAAAGACACAGAGGCCUAGGAAUAAGACACAGAAGCCUAGGAUAAGUUUGAUAGAAAUUCAGAUUAGCAGGAAUCUCUUACCGUUUAGAUGAAACCGAUGAAGGGUAGAAGGGGUUAUACCCAUAUAUUUGCUCUGUAUGUGCCUGCCCAGCCUGGUACCCCUUGGUUACUGCAGGAAAUAGGCUGAUGACAAAAUCUUGCUGCCUUUAGGGUCACAGCAAGUAAAUCCAUGGCAAAUUAAAAGAUAGUGAGUUGUACUUUAACCCUUUCAGCGAUGGAAUGCUAGUCUGUCUCACAUUAACUCCUUCAGCAAUGGAAUGUUAGUCAAUGUCAUAUUAAUCCUUGCAAUCCAUGUGCUCUGUAUGUGCAUGUCCGGCCUGCUACCUCUUGGUCACUGCAGGAGACAGGAUGAUGGCAUAAUCUUGCUACCCCUAGGGUCACAGCAAGUUAGAACCCCCGGUCACUAAAGGGGUCUCUCCAGGGGGUCACCUUUGCACAGGGCCGUGUACUGGAGACUGCCCCAGGGAGAGAGGCUGAACUCCCUUGAGGGAGAAGAAGGUAACAACCCUCAGGUAAGCCAAAAAGAAAAAAUUCUCUAGUCUUAGAAUGACUAAAUCUGUCCUAGGGAUAGGACAGGAACAAAAAGACUGAGGGUGGGGGGUGGGGGGGGGGUUACUUAUACCUUCUGUUUUAAUUAGGUUCCUGUCUGGUUAGGGAUAGGGAGGCGCUACCCAUUGUUGUGCUGCCAUGGAUAUGGCCAGGAAAAGAUGAUACACUCACAUUGGGUAGAGCUUAUACUAGCUCUAGUGUAGUAGGCAUACAGCGGUAUGAUCCCUGCCUCUAGGAUAUAUGAUGAGUGUUCUUAGAGAUGGUAUCAGGAGCUCAGAGAGAAGAUAAUAAAACAGCAAUAGUGCUCUCAAUAAAAUAUUUAUGGUUUAUAAAAUAUAGUAAAAUAUAAUCACAGUAUAUAGGGCAGGCUAACUGCUAUAUGAUAAGGGCAUAGGUGGUAUGAUCCCCACCUGGGAUUCUUUGGAGUAUAGUAAAAACUUAGAUAAAAUAAAAAUAAAUAUAAAAAGCCAGGUAAUAGUAAAAAAAUACCGCUUCUUAUUUGGCUAGGGAGGGGGGAUAGGACAUUCCCUGAUGGUCCGGUGGCAUGGAAUAUGCAGUGGGGGCCCACAGCAAGCGCUUACUUAACUUCCCUUCAGCCCCCUGUUUAAAUCUCGUGGCUAGCGUGCCACAUGGAGCGUUGCUAUGGUAACCCAUGGCUUUGCUCUGACGGCCGUGGAACUCGGGAGGUUUAGACAGUGGAGCUGCUGGGAAGGUAAGUAAGAGCUUGCUGCCCCCCAAGACCGCUGGGCUUGUCAUCGACCCAGCGGUCCUGGUCUGUAUUAUCGGCAAUAUUGCAGAGAAUACCGAAUAUUGGCCAAUAACAUCGGCCAGACCAAUAAUCUGUCGAUCCCUACUAUAAAAAAAAAUUAAUUCUAUAAUAAAAUGGCACAGCUCAAAGUUAUGAUCAGGCCAUAUGAUUGCAAUAUAUUGAGAUUGAAGAUCGAUUGCAUCUCUGCUUGGACACUUUUUUAAAUCCAAUCUCCGCCUCUCCAGUCCCUUUUUAUUUUCUGGUUACCAAAAAAUUUUUUAUUUCGCGAUGGUACGCUGAGUUUCUGAUAUGUUCUUGUAUUCUUAUUGUGAACUGAGCCUAUCCGAGCUUGCUCUUUUUCAUGUGAUUGUGUCCUAGUUAUAUAGUACACCUAACUAUAUUACACUAAAUGGGUUUUAUCUUUUCAGUUUUUACUAUUACUAUAACCCCUAUAGGAGGAAGUGUUAUUGUCAAACACGCUCCACUAUAUAAUCUAGUGGUGAUUUGUUGUCAUUCAGUUUAUGUUUCCGUUAAAUCACUUUUGUUUCUAUGUAUGCAGGACUAACCACACCUCACCUAGCUGUGACUGACACAGCCUCCAUAAAAAUAUGAUUUUAUUAAAGGACACGGAGGCUCAUAUUGUGCUUUCUCUUUCUUUAUUAUACCUCAGCAGCAAAGAAAAAAUGUAUAAACAUUAAAGAAACCAAACUAAACUGAGUACUCAAAGCGUUAACAUAGUCUGUUAUCCUUAACCAAUAGGAACAGUCCUUCUAUCCAUAACCACCCAUGUGACCUUUCCUCUCCCUCUUUCUUUGCUGCUGCCUCAGCUAAGUAUCACCUAAUUUUGGCUCUCCAAAAUUCUGUUCUUAAUGUGGAUGAUUAGAUUGCUAUUUAUGGUUAUUGUUAAUUGUUUCUUCAUAGUUGAUGAGUUUUUCCUUUAAGUUGUAUAAUUUUGUGUUUGCUGUGUUUUGGGGGAGUGCUGGGAGGCUGGAUCCUGAGGGCUGCCCCUUGGGACAUUCCUGAUAGGACUGUCGGUUCCUUUCUUUUGUGCCUGCUUUUAUUUACGUGUUGGGAGAUGUACAGCUUCCCUCCCUCCCUCCCUUCCCCUCCCUGUCGGGUAGUUUAUUACCCGUGCACCGGUUGUUUCGGCGGCUUACCAGCUGAUCUCAGCAUUGUCAGCUCGGGUCUGCGCGCGCAUGCACAUUCGCGGCCGCAUAACGCGGCGGCCAUUUUAAGUGCCGGCUUCUCUGCGUUUUUUUGCCGCGUUUUUCCUCCGACACUCCCAGCCUCCUGAAGGGCGGGAGUGUUCGGAGUGGGUGUGGGCUGAGGCUGUCAGCUUACUAGUGUCCCCCCUGCUGCCAUUCCGUAGGGGAACACUAGGUAAGCUGACAGCUUGUCUGUGCCUUGCCCUAGCACCCUGCUUAGUUCCAGUCCUUUAGGUUUGGGACAAUACCUAAUAGUUAACUCUCCCUGGGGCUUAAAGUGGCAGGCUAGUGGGUGAUUAUAGCCACAUUAUUAAUUCCAUAUAAGCCAUAAGGGGUACCUUAAAGGGCCAGCAGUAUAAAAUUAUUACCUCUCUUGCCAUAGGGUGGUACAAAACCCCAGUCCUAGUGUCAUCAUGCAACACCCCAAAGAUCAGGAGCGGGUCACUGUGACUAUAGGCAGCCUGGGCACCACAUCUCGUGGGUCCCUGGUUCCGCAGCCUAUCUCCUCUCAAAGGGAGGAGGUGGGGUCAGUGGAGCAACUGAACUCGGAAGAGUUCCAUUCUCUGCUGGAUGCAACCAUGGCAAAAUCAGUCACACAAGCAAUCUACACAGCGAUGGGGGCGAUGUCAGAUAAUCUGACCCAAUCCAUCAGUAACGCCAUCAUGGCGUCUAGCCACAGCUCCAACUACCACGGCUCCAAGGCCCAAGAUGAUAAGCCUGCUCCCCUUAGCGGUCGCAAGGCUACUGCAAAGACCCAUCACAUGGGCAAACAAGCCUCCAAAACAUAUAUGACGGACAGGUUGCGUCCUGUCACUGAUGAGGACGUGGGGCCCCACAUAAAAGAGCCUCCCACCGGGCAAAAACGGUGCGGUCAUGGAAAUGGGCGAAAGCCGGGAGAGAAAUAUCCGACUCUGAUUCGGACCAAGAGGAGGUAUUGAGUGAGUCUGAAGACGUGGGCUCACUGGAAUCGGAGAACUCUUCUCCGGAACGCAGUUUCUCUGGUAGGCCACCCACCAAGGGUCAAGACAAAGCAGAUGAGUCCGUUAUCCUAGAUCCGUAAGGGGAACCUCUAUUUAACCCUGACGACCUUCAACAUCCUAGGUCGACAGAAUGGUUCCCGGCGGACCACGUGGCCCAGUAUAUAGCAGCCAGAAUAAGAAAGCCCCUAGACAAGGCUACCAGGAAUAAGUUGAGGGCUGAAUGCCCGCGCCCAACGGUGCCAGAUAUGGUGUGUGCGCCACGCCAGAACUAGACCCAAAGAUUGCCCAAUUUUUGGGAAAGUCGGGCUGGAAAGCCAAGAAAGGGCUAGAUUAUUCGCUACGCCACUGCCAAGAUAAAGUACUUGACUUGCUAGGCCCCAGCGCAAAAAUCUUCAACAUGGUCAAAGAGACGAUUUCAAGUGGCACGCCAGUGGACCUCUUGGCUAUCCGAGAGUGGGCACAACGAUAUGUCUUAUUGGCAAUUCCAAUGCAACGCUUUGUACAGAAAGACGCAAAGCGGUCCUCAUGAAAAUUGACCCGAAACUGGUCAACAUGGCCAUUGCUGAACCCGGGCCGCAGGCAAAGGGCCUCCUCUUCGGAGAUAGUUUUGUCAAGGAAUUAGGCAAUUAUGUUAGUAUGUUUACGGCCCUGGACAAGGCACAAACAAACUUGAAGCGGGUGUUCCCCCCGAAGGUUUUUGGGGGGGCUGGCAGACAACAGGGCCGUCUGUCCAGCCGGUCAUCACGGGGCUCCUAUCGGGGCUACCGAGGCUCCCCCGCACCCAGAUUUCCACAGCCGGACGUCAGGAACCCUUCCCCAUUCUUUCCUGUCAGGGGCAGGCCAUGGCAGCCCAGAGGGCGCAGAGGCGCUACAUACGGCCGACGACCUUAUGGUGAGUACCCUUCCUACUUCCCGGUAUUGUACUUCAUCUGUAGGGGGCAGACUAUCCCAUUUUAUCGGGGCAUGGCACGGACUCACGUCCGAUGCCUGGGUUCUCAACACUGUUGUAGGGUAUCAGAUAGAAUUUGUACAAACCCCAGUCCAACCGGCAGCCCCUCGACCAAUGGUGUUUACCCCGCGGGACAAGAGUCUCGUGUCACAGGAAAUCAGGGCAUUAAGGGAGAAGGGCGCGAUUUAUCGAGUCGCGUAUCAUUCUCCAGGUUUCCUGAGCAAUCUAUUUCUGGUCCCCAAAAAGGGCGGUGGGGUAAGACCGGUGAUAAACCUACGCCCCCUCAACGCGUUCGUACGGUAUCACCACUUCAAAAUGGAGGGGAUCCAUUGUCUGCGGGACCUCCUCAGGCUGGAAGACUGGAUGGUCAAAUUGGACCUCCAGGAUGCCUAUUUUACCGUCCCCAUCGCGGAGGAAUGUUGUCACCUCCUCCAGUUCCAGUGGAACGAGCAGAUGUGGAGGUUCAGGUGCCUCCCUUUUGGCCUGUCUUCCGCUCCGUGGUGCUUUACGAAGCUCUAGAAACCGGUGGUGGCGCUGCUACGCAGCAGAGGAGUGCGCAUGAUCAUCUAUUUGGACGAUAUAUUGAUCAUGGCGCAGGAGGUAAGCCUACUCCGACAACACUUGUCGUGGGCAAUACAGCUUUUGCGCAACCUCGGUUUUCUCAUCAAUUGGGAGAAGUUGGUGUUGAUUCCCUCACAGUCCAUGGAAUUCCUAGGGUUCACUAUUAAAGCAGUCCAGGGAACAUUGCAUUUACCGCAGGAAAAGAUCAAGAUCAUCAAAAAGGAGAUCCACAGAACGCUACGUCGACCGACGCUCACGGUGCGACAGCUAGCCAGGAUAAUUGGACUCCUCUCAGCCUCCAUUCAGGCGAUCUUCCCCGGACCUCUACACUACAGGGCUCUACAGAGAUUGAAAACCACACCUCUACAAUCAGGUCGAUCCUACUCAGACUCUGUUCCACUAGAUCACACAGCCAAGGCGCCUCUGGAUGCAACACAUGGAGGCGUGGAACGGCAAAGCGAUUUUUGGCAGCGCCCCGGAUUGCAUAAUAGAAACCAAUGCAAGCACGCAGGGCUGGGGAGUGCGUUGUGGUCAUAUUUCCACAGGCGGAAGAUGGUCCCAGUCGGAAAGAUCGAUGCAUAUCAACGGCUUGGAACUCAUGGCGGGAUCAUUCGCACUGAGAAGUCUUCUGGGAGCCAGGACACAUUGUUCCAUCGUCCUACGAAUGGACAACAUAUCAGCGGUGCAAUACAUCAACCGCCUGGGCGGCACCAGAUCCAAGCUUUUGGCGGACUUAGCCACGGAAUUCUGGCAGUUUUUCCUGGAUCGCAACAUCUCAGUACAGGCCGAAUACAUCCCGGGCCUCUCGAAUACGGUGGCGGAUUGGAAUUCCAGAUACCUGCGGGACAACAGCGAUUGGCGACUGAAUCGCGCAGUAUUCCUGUGAUUGCAAACACUGUGGGGCCCAAUGCACAUGGAUCUGUUUGCAUCUCGUUUGAAUACGCACCUACCGGAGUUCUUCAGCUGGAGGCCGGACCUGGAAGCAGUGGCUACGGAUGCGUUCCUCCAGACAUGGCCGAGGAAGAGACUCUAUGCAUUCCCACCGUUCGCUCUGCCAGCACGAACACUGGUCCAUCUCGGCCGCUCGCAGACGACUUUAGUGUUAAUAACACCAUUCUGGACGACACAACCAUGGUUCCCUUCCCUCAUGGAGAUGUCUAUAGACCUCCCCAGAAUGCUACCGGCGGACCCUCAUCUCUUGGCGGAUCCGGAAGGGAACUCACACCCGUUAUUGCUGCAAGGGCAACUCAGGCUACUAGCGUGACUCCUUUCAGGGGACCCUGGGUCGUACCGGAGGUUCUACGGACGACGCUGGAACUACUGGAGGGGGCCUGGGCACCAGGAACUCGGAGUUCCUACAGACGGGCAUGGAGUGGUUGGUGCAUGGUAGCCCGUAUGUGCCCCUUUAAACAGCAUUCUAAGUUUCUUGACAUGGUUGUUCGAGCAAGGUCUAGCCUACCGGACUAUUAACAGCUAUAGGUCAGCGAUUUCGGCCGGACAUCACGGGCUAGACGGUGCACCGAUAGGGAGACACACAAUGGUGUGCAGACUCCUACGUGGUGUUCGUUUUGCAAGACCCCCACGACCCAGGUAUACAUCAACGUGGGAUGUAAACUUAGUCCUGAAUUUGUUGGAGCAAUGGCCACAGAACUCCGACCUUACGCUGAAACAGUUAUCAGCGAAACUAGCAAUGCUCUUCUGCUUGAUAUCAUGUAAAAGGGUAUCCGAGGUGCGAGCAUUGGAUGUGGAUGCACGUUCGUUCAAUCCAUCGGGAGUGACGUUUAACAUUUCCAGACGUACAAAAACUGCGAUUUUGACGGUAUCCUAUCCAGCGUUCCCUCACAAUGUAAAUCUAUGCCCUAUAGUUUGUCUCAAAGAGUAUGAGGAACAAACACAGGCAUUACGAGACCCUAAUAGACAUGAACUAUUUAUAGCCAUCAAGGCACCACAUCACCCAGUAUCGUCGGUUACGAUAGCUCGAUGGGUGAAAUGGGUAAUGCCCUUCGCAAAUAUUGAUACCUCCAUGUACAAGGCACAUUCCACUAGGGGGGCUACUGCGACCAAAGCAUUUACGUUAGACUGUAGAUUGGAAGAUCUUUUACGUACAGUGGAUUGGUCACGGGAGUCCACUUUUAAAGAAUAUUAUUUUAGCCCUACAGAACACGUCACGUCUUCAGUCAUUGCUCAGGUUUAAACUAGCACAAUAUGAGCCUCCGUGUCCUUUAAUAAAAUUACCAGAUUUUACUGAUUUCAUGACGUAAAGUCAUGAUUUUAUAAAGGACACGGAGGCGAGUAUUGGCCCACCCGAGAAGGAUCGCGGUGAUGACAUGGUAAGUACCGCGAAGUUGGUAUUAGAUAAAAGAUGAGAUCCGAACUCCCACCCAGUAAGUUGAAUUGAUAAGAAUUAUAGUGAGGUUGGUAUGAUGUUUAGAGCAUGAUAAGUUUCAGACAUGUGACAUAAGGCAGUCUACAGCAGGUAAGGUAGUCUGUAGAGGUUGUCAGGUAUAAUAAGGACUAUUGGUGGAGUAUGUAACAUACAGUCGCUAGACCACACGUUACCAUAUUUCUUUUCUCUCCCGUUUCAGCUUAACGACUUCAAGUCGACGACAUGGAUGAUUGGUUAUCGUCUCCGUUCAGUUGGUUAAUGUUUGCUAUGGAGAAGAUAACGAAGCACCGAUUAUGGGUCAAGUCAUCUCGCAAGGUUCUACAGUUCGGCUUCAGCAGGAUCAAAGAAAGAGGGAGAGGAAAGGUCACAUGGGUGGUUAUGGAUAGAAGGACUGUUCCUAUUGGUUAAGGAUAACAGACUAUGUUAACCCUUUGAGUACGCAGUUUAGUUUGGUUUCUUUAAUGUUUAUAAAUUUUUUCUUUGCUGCUGAGGUAUAAUAAAGAAAGAGAAAGCACAAUACUCGCCUCCGUGUCCUUUAUAAAAUCAUGAUUUUACGUCAUGAAAUUAGUAAAAUCUGGUAAUUUCAUUUUCAAUCAGAUGUUUUUAUCUCCUGCUCGGUAAAUUAAACUUUAAUCACAUGCAGAAGGCUCCUGCAGUGGCUAGCAGGAAAUCUGAAAUUCUUCAUUAAACUGACUGUGCAAUAAAGGAAGUUUAAUCGUAGUUACACACGCUGAAAAGAGACUUGCCACCUUUUUCACAUCUGUUUCUGCUGUCCAAAAAAGGCAAAAAAAAGUUUGUUUUUCCAAUUUUGCAACAAACUAGGAAUAUCUUCCUUCUCAACCCCAGAAUGGCAGUCUGAUCUCUCCUUAGAUCCAGAAGCUGUUACCCCACUAAUUAAAAGUUAUAUCCAUGAAUGUUAGGUUUUUGUAAUUAUUCAUCCAUUUGGUGUUUAAACAUCUGUACGAACUCUGAUAAAACCUCCUCUUCAGGCAGAGAAUUCUACAUCCUGUUCUUACAUUAAAAAAAAAACACUUUCCUGUGCCUUUGCUAAAUCCCAUCUUCCCUCCCUCGCACCCCCCACUAGUUUAAAAUCUCCUCCAAUCUUCUAGACAUCCUGUCCCCAAGCACAGCAGACACUCUUCUAUUUAGGUCCAAUCCAUUACGGCUAUAAAGAUUGUACCCAAGCGCAAAACCAGCCCAAUGCUCUAAGAAGCAAAAACCCUCCUUCCUACACCAUGAAUUUAGCCACGCAUUAGCCUCCCUAAUCUCCUGCUGCCUUUCUACUGUAGUGUGGCACAGGUAAUAUUGCUGAAAAUGCCACCUUGGAGGUCCUUUUCUUCAGUUUGCAUCCUAGCUCCCUGAACUCAUUCUUUAGGACCUUACAUUUUCCAGUGACUUUGUCAUUGGUACGAAUAUGGACCAUGACGGCCUGGUCAUUCCCAGCCCCUCCCAAUAAUCCAUCCACACUGUCAGCAACGUGCCGCACCCGGCACCCAUAAGACAGACUGGUUGAGAUGAUCAGAGCAGCAGAUUAUUAUCUCCUCUCUUAAUCAUAGAGUCAACUAUCACCACAACCUGUCUAGCCUUCCUUACCUUCUCAGUUCUUCCCGUUCUAGAGAGGGGCUCUUGCCUCGGCUGGUAGAAGGAACAGUUUCAUCCAGUACAGCUCCUCUCGAGCUGAUGCUCCCAACAUCUUCACUCAAACGGGCAAAUCGGUUAGGCUGCACAAAGUCAGGACUAGCUAAACCUUUUCUUCCCCCAACCCCCUUUCUACCACGUGUAACUGUCACCCAAACACCUGCCUGUUCCCCAGCUGUCUUAUAUUCUCCACACUUCACCAACUGCCUCCACUAAACUCUGCUCAAUAAGAAGCAGACUCCUCUCAAUCGUGUUGAUCUCCUCAAGUGUUGCAAUUUGCUUCUCCAGAUGUCCAAUCUGAGCUGCCAGAGAAGCAACUCACACUUAUCACAGAGAUAUGUUUCCUGGACGGAUUCAUCCAAGCAUGCAUACAUGUAGCAAGAUGUGCAAUGAGUCAAACCUUCAAUCUUGCCAACACUAAUUUCCCCAGAUAGAAAAAAACAAGUAUGCAGGACUACUCUAUACAUAAUAAAUACCUUGUGUGUUUAAACUCGUACUUAAAAAUAGCCCAUUUAAAAGAAACUACAUUUAAGAAACUGCAAGUGAGAAAGCUCACUAGGGCUGCAUAAACAAAGUGAUUUAACUCCUAAAUAGCAAAUAAUUCAGUAGUGAAACUAUGGGGGCAUGAUCUAUACAACAAAACGCCUUCAUAAUGCUAAAGUUGUUUUGGUGCUUUUUUUUUUUUUUUUAAUCAAUCUUUGUUUUAUUGAGAUGAUAGCAUGAAACACACAAGGAUCAAAAUGACAUCAGAGUUUGACAGCUUAAUACAAAUAUGUGAUCCACAAUUCCAGUCAUAGACUUUGCUGAAUGACAAUAACAUCAUUUUUUUUUUUUUUUUUUUAAGAAAUAGUGUAGUGGAGAGCUAGUUAUAGCAGCAGGACUUUUUCUCUGCUGGUUACUCCAACAGCUACUCAGGAACAUGCAGGAUACUUCAAGAAGGCGGGCAUAAGCAUAUAAUCAUGAAUAUCCCAUCACCCUUCCCAAUAACUGGACAACACUCAGUAUUAGGAGCAGAACUGAACUUUUAAUGGCCAGGCUGGCCUUUUAUGCAGGUUUUUAACCAAAAGGUUACCACCCAGGUGGACCUUGUUGGGCACAGGUAAAAACAGUACACAACCAAAAAAUACAAAGGCAGGUAAUGAGUCACUCCCAUACAUUUCACACAAUCCCUCCCCUCUGUUGGGAGAUAAUUGAGUUAAUUACUGUAUCAAUUCAAUUAUCUCCAAAGCGAAAAAAUAAAAAUUUUCAUACAUUUCCAGAAGUACCCCAAAAACCUAUCCUGCUCCCACAAUUCAGAUAUCCCCUGAUAGCCCCGAUCUGAGGGAGCAUCAUACUGAAAAAUCACCCAGAUUGGUUCAGGGGUUAGACAAUUUUAUGGAGGUCUUAGUUUUACCAACGGCACACAAGGUGUAAGCCGAAAAUAGUUCCAUGUGUUUGGGCUGUGUGGUCGGUCUACGUUCGAGAGUUUGAAAUCCAGGAAAUUGUAUAUAAACCUGGUUCGUGCCUUGGUUCGUUGGAACCAUCCUGUUUGUGUGAUUCUUUUCACUGAAUGCCGCUCUGUUUCCUUGUGUUUACACGAACUUGCACGAAGAUGGAAGUCUCUGCGGUGUUCAUGCUGUUGAGUGUUCGAUUUGAGUUCCAGAUACUGGACGAGCAAACCCUGCUGGUCCAGUUCGUAUUCUAAGAUGGCCGCCGCCACGUGUUCGCAUAUACGAACAGCGGCUACCUAGGGAAUCACCCAGUUUGUUCGCGCAUUUGUGGUUAGCAAGUGUGAACAAGGUUAGGAAGAUCAAUUGGUGCCACGCUCCUCUCAUGGGUGGCCUGGUUGUUCGGUACUUGGUUCGUUUGUCGAACCAUAUAGGGAGAUUUAGCUGAAAAGGGGGUUCUUAACGAACAACCAGACAAAACAAUACAAUAUAUUCGUUUACUUGUUUCCCCAAGUAACAAAAAGUAGCAAUCAAAGAAAAAUAAAGGACAAAGUGGUAUGGACAGUCCCUAGUAAAAAUAGGGGUACUGUGGCAAAGCCCAUACCGCUACAAAUAGGUUGCUAUGAAUUAUUAAUGCUGCAUACAUGCUAGGUUAUCACAAGUUAGUGUAAUACUAGAUACUUAACUAACAUGCUGAGUAUACCACUGGUACUUAUUGUAGUGUUUAAAACUCUGAAUGCACCAAAAGAAUAUCACAGAAAUGUAAAAUAAAUGUACAAAUGUAGUAAGUGAUUUUUCAACCAGGACUCCUAUAAGGUAGCACAUGUGUUACAAGGUUGCAAACCAAACACAAUCAGCCAAUGCCUAAACUUGAUAGAGUAACCUAAGGAGCAUGUAGGCUGCAGAGGGUAACGGAGUGAUGCAGGAGGGAUGAGGUCCUCCUCCAGCCCCGGGCCUGUGUAGAGGGCAGCAUCUGUAGACCACAGACUUGAAGGCUUUGUGAGUAUGAAACUUCCCCAUCGGGCGCAGCGGGAGACACAGGUGUUCCUUCGCCGCUAGCGGCAGUGCGGUCUUCCUGCGGGGUGAUCGAUGCUUUGGAGGCAGCCUCUUCAGGACCCUCGACCCAGGUAGGCAUACAGCAUAGGUAGCAAGUGCAGGAGUAGGGGUUUUGCCCGAAAGAGGCCGUCUCAGUCCUAAAUACCCGCCCCUCUUCAUCUCCCUUUAUACUUGAGUUGUUUUUGGAUUAUUUCGCUUCUCCAGCAUUGCCCAGAAGUGCUGAAAGAUCUUGUCUAUUCGCUCGACUGAGCGCUUCACCAUAUUACAGCAGUUGAUGGAGGCCCGACCGCCAUUUUAUUCAGAUCACCGUCUCCAAUGCCUGAACUGCGGUGUGGUACUAGAACCAGCAGAGGCACGUGUGUCAAGCCAGUGGGGACCGGGAUAACCCCCAACGGUCCAAAGGGGGGAGAACUGGGCCAGGAAGAUGAUCCAUCAAAGAGCUGCCCUAGGCUAUCGGUAAGUAGGUAAUGCGGCAGCCGUCUACCUCACCCCCCACUUGAGUAGGCCACAAGCUCCGGAUGCUCAGUUACCCAGCAGGGCUUCACAACGUCCAGACCAGGUUUCUGCAGGCUUAGCAGUAAGUACUUAAAUUACAGCUGCCAGUUUUUAGACACAAAAGGGAUCAAGUUUUGCAUAUUUGGAGAUUAAUAAGUAAGAUCUGGCAGGAGUUCUUCUGACAUGCGACCUGCCACCAUGUGGGUCCAGCCCUGCUCCCAUUGUUUUGGUGCUUAUAGUGUUCCUUUAAAGUGUUGUGUCACUAUAUCGGUGUUUAAUGCUAAUUUUGGGCACGGAAUGUAAUUACAUAGGUGAAUUAGUAUGGGUUAUAUGUGUGCUGCACAUUAACUAUUGCAUAUAGUUAUGGUAAAUUAGUGCCACUUUUUUCUUUAACAAGAGAAUGUUUGUUUUACUGGAGAGAUGUGACUAAAAAAAAGAUUGACAAGAAAAAAGUUAAAUUAUAAGUGGUUUAGCAGAUUUGUUGGUGUUUUUUCUAAUAGUGUCUCUUUUAACAUUAGGAAUAUAUUGUUGUGAAGAACUUAAGUAAUCAUGUUGCAUGCAAGAGGCCCCAUGACUCAGAAGGGUUUUGUAGGUCCCUGAGCCCAAACACAGACCAGAAGAUCUUGGAAUUGACCAAUAAAAUCAUCGAGCUGCUGACUGGAGAGGUGAUGCUGCUUUUAAUAAGACAUUAUACAGUAAAAGCAAUGAAUGUAUCUGUGUAGUAAUUGUAUCAUUGUGUAACAGAUUCCUAUAAGAUGUGACGGUAUUACUCUGAGUUCCUCCAUGGAAAACUGGGAAAAUUUAGGAGGACACCAGGAUCUUGACAAGAAUGCAGUAAUGGAAAAAGUGCGACCAUUAAGAUCAAUGGGUAAGAAAAGGUUUGAUUUUUGGAUAUAUAAUAGGAUUGUGUAAUAAGUAGCCGAUGGGAGAAGAAUUACUUUUUACAUGAAACAGCAGAUGGUUGACCAUGCCUGUGUAUACAAAUACAAAGAUAUGUAUGUCUGUUACUUAAAGGCGUUAUCAUCAUAAUCUCUACAUGUCAGUGUACUGGUUAUGGUGCUAAUAGGUUGGCCAAAGUCUGGGGGUUCCCAAGCCACUCAUGGUACAGCCCACUGCUCUUUACUGGUAAUUCAGAAGUUCCAUUAACACAUUACCAAUAUUUAGAUGGCCUUAUUUACUCAAUGGGUCAGCUGACUCACACUGUCAAUCAGUGUUGUCUAAAUAUCGCUUAAAUUGCGACUGUUGAUGUGGGACACCCAGACUUAGCAUUGGGGGGGAGGUAGCCAAAGCACCCCUGCAUUUGGUCGGUUCACUAUAAAACAGUCUGCCCCAAAACUGGGGAAUGGUUCUGCAACCCAAUGGUACCAUAACCUCUAUAUUAACAUGAUUGUGGUACUUAGCACUAUUCUUCAGGUAUUUUUACAUUAGCAAAGAGGUUGUCUAACAAAAGUCUAUGUCCUUCCCACAGAUAACUCUGAGGCAAAAAGUACAUUAGAAGAUUUUCACAUCAAUUGUACUUCAUUAGAUUACACAAACAAAGAGAAGCCAAGGAAAGCUAUUCAAACUUUGACUGAUGAACCAGCCUCAUGUGAAGAUGUCACAGAAUUGUCUGAACCCACAGAACAUCCACAGACAGAAUAUCCAUCUACUUGUAUUAAGGAGGAACCAACCUCCAAUAAAGAAGGAAAUCUUCCAGACAUAUGUACACCCACUGAUUAUCCAUCCAUUCAUAUUAAGGAGGACACAGCCUCAUGUGAAGAAGAAAUUCUCACAGACUUUUAUACAUCGGCAGAACAUCCACAGACAGAAAAUCCAUCUACUUAUAUUAAGGAGGAACCAGUCACGUCUGAAGAAGGAAAUCUUACAGACCUUUAUAGACCCACAGAAUAUCCAUCUACUCGUAUUAAAAAGGAACCAGCCUCAUGUGAAGAAGAAAAUCUUACAGAUAUUUAUAUACCAUCAGAACAUUUCCAAAGAUGUUACACAUCAUUUCUUAUUAAAGAAGAAUGCACUUCAUGCGAAGAAGGCACAGUUACAAAUAUUGAAACUUGUGGAACUGCAGUGCGUGUAGAGACUGAAUAUGCAUCUAUAUGUAAUGAUGAAGAAUCAACAUCUCAGGUGACUGACCAUAUAGACACAAUGUAUAACUGUGCCAAGUGUCUAGAGACUUUCACAAGUAGAGUUGGGUUUAUCGAACAUCAAAAAGUUCACAAAAUGGCCAUCUUGUCAUGUUCUGAAUGUGGGGAACAGUUCUGUAAUGAGUCAGAACUAACUUCUCAUCAACAGAUUCACACAGGAGAUUCCUCGUUUAUAUGUUCUUACUGUGGAAAAUAUUUUACUAAGAAUUCGCACCUUUCUGCUCAUCAAAGAAUUCAUACAGGUGAAAAGCUGUUUGUCUGUUCCUAUUGUGGGAAGUUUUUUACGAAAAAUUCCCAUCUGGUUCGACAUUGUAGAAUUCACACAGGAGAGAAACCAUUUUCAUGUUCUCAGUGUGGCAAAUGCUUCAAUAGAAAAACUAAUCUUGUUACACAUGAGAGAAUUCACACGGGAGAAAAGAGAUUUGUGUGCUCGGAGUGCGGCAAACGGUUUUAUUAUAAUGCAGACCUUAGUCGUCAUCAGAGAACUCACACUGGCGAUAAACCAUUUGAAUGUUCGCAAUGUGGGAAAUGUUUUACAAAAAAACUCCAUCUUGCCUCCCAUCAAAGAAAUCACUCUGGAGAGAAGUUGUAUGAUUGCUCUAAUUGUGGGAGAUCCUUCUCGAAUAAUUCACAUCUUCUCCAGCACCAAAGAAUGCACACAGGAGAAAAGCCAUUUCCGUGUUCUGAAUGCGGAAAAUCAUUCAUUAACAAAGCAAACCUUGCAGCCCAUCAAAAAAUCCACAGCAGCAGCAGGUCUGUUAUUUGCUCGGAAUGUGGUAAAUGUUUUCGUUGUAAUGCAGAUCUUCACAAACACCAGAGGAUCCACUCAGGAGACAAGCCCUUUGUUUGUGCUUACUGUGGAAAAUGUUUUACCAAAAAAUCGCAUCUUGUUACCCAUCAGCGUAUUCACACUGGGGAAAAGCCAUUUUCGUGUUCAGAAUGCGGCAAAGGUUUUACGAGCAAAGCAAAUCUUAUCACGCAUCAGAGAAUUCACACUGGAGAGAAGCCAUUCUCCUGCUCAGAAUGUGGUAAAAGUUUUGGAGGAAAGAGUGAUUUAAAUCGACACAAGAGAAUUCACACUGGGGAGAAGCCCUUCACAUGCUCUGAGUGCGGGAAAUGUUUUGGACACAAAAGCAAUCUGAAUAAUCAUGUUCGCAUUCACAUAGUUGAGAGGACAUUGGCAUUACAGAAAAUGGUGUAAAGAUUUAGACUUUUCUAAACCCCUGGAUGAGAUCAUAUUCCUUUAUGUAAUAGAACUUACUCAGUUAUGUUAACUUUAUUUUGUAUUGCUUUCUUCUUUUAAUAAAUAUUAUGUAACUAAUUCUACUAGUCCAGCAUCAAGUUUAAACCGUAUGUGCACAAGUCGUAGUGUGCCUGAUUAUCAAAAAGCAGACUUGUUCAACUAAAGAGUGGUUUUUGCAAUGUUUCCAACCACAGUGGGGGGUUGAUAUAUUGCUAGGUUAACUCUUUGAUGAAAUAAAUCUCCUUUUACGAACAAUUAUGGUGUUGUUUAUUUCAAGGUGUAGACACAACCUGGGAUACUGAACAGAGACUGAAC